AUGUUUUUCUCCGGCAGAAAGCAACUCAUAAGCAUAACAGUUUUUGCAGUGGUGGUGGUGGCCGCACUGGCUGGUUCUCUUGGUUGGUAUUUUACCAGAGAAGAAGAAGAUAAGCCUGACAAGCCUGACAAGCCCGAAGAGCCCCCGUCUUUGGGGGGACCCUAUCCGAGACAGGCAGUUGCUACCGACACUAAAGAAUGUUCCCGUAUUGGCAAUGAUACCUUGGCACGUAACGGUUCGGCCGUAGACGCAGCCAUUGCCGCUAUGUUCUGUCUGGGAGUAAUAAACAUGCACUCUUCUGGAGUUGGUGGCGGUGGAGUGAUGCUGGUUUAUAUUCGAAAACUCAAGAAAGCCAAAGUCAUCGACUUUAGGGAAACUGCUCCGGCAGCGACAACGUCUGAUAUGUUUCCACCAAACAAAACUGGGGAAGACAUGUCUAAACGCGGUUGGUACUCUGUCCUUUUUCGUUCUCAAUUACUAGGGUGUUUUGUGAUCUAUAAUAUUUAGCCUUUUUUUCCUGGGAAGAAGAUAAGGAGGAAGGUUCUUUGUUCUAUUUCCUCUAUUGCAAUAAUAAUUCUGGUUAUUGUGGAGAUGUCACCCAACAGAGGAGUCUAUUUGCCUCUAUUGCAACAAUAAUUCAGGUUUUCGUGGCAGAGAUGUCACCCAACAGCUGCACGCAAAAGGGGUGCAUGGCUAAUUCAAGAGAUUAGAGCUGUGAGAGCUUGUUGCCUCAGAGACACGCUUUGCCUGCCGUUUGAUUGGAGUGCUUGCUCACAGUUUCGUGCUGGAGUUUUAAUAGGGAUCUUAGGCAGAGACGUUUUUGGAACUGACGCACCUCAACCGAAAGUGAUGCCUCUUCCCUUUUAAUAUGCCUGGACGCUACCACAUGGGUCUUGCUGAGUAUCUUUACUCUUGUUGAGACGAUUUUCCAAAAAAAAAACCUGGGAAAAAUCGCUGCCCAAGAAUGUAAAACGUCCACUUCCGGUUGACGUGCAUCGCUCAGGAAAAUUAAAGCGUCUUUGCUUAAACUCCCUAUUGUUUUCUUCUAGGCAGUCUUGCCAUCGCUGUUCCUGGAGAGGUUCACGGCCUAUACCGAGCUUGGGAGGAAUACCAUCAGUUACCUUGGAAAGAUCUGGUCCAACCUGCCAUUAACUUAUCCAGAGAAGGAUUUGAAAUAAGCGCCGCAGUGGCCGAUGCCUUGAAUGAGGAUAUGUUAAAGAAAAUAAAAACGGAUCCGGGAUUAAGGUGAGCAAUAGCUAUCAAUUCAUCACAUUUUUUUCCUUUUUUUUCUGGCAUUUAACUGCGCCUGAGAUUUUAGAGGCGUGUCGGGUAUCCUUUUUUGAAAUAUUUUUGGCUCAUUGGGAUAUAGUUGAAACUGAACCGUGGUAGGCUCCUGGCCCGUGGGGUACUCGAGAAAGUAUUAUACGGUGAGAUUCCGCCCCGAGGGCUGACCCCUUAUCCUUUUAUAUACCAUUUUUCGCAGAAAAGGUACCCUUUCGUAUACCUUCAGUAUUGUGAAAUGGUACUGAUCCCUUUCAUAUACCUACAAACUUUGCUUUCCUUUCAACUGCUGUAAAUGCACUGCCCUUUAAAUGUGAAUAAAUUACAAGACCAUAACGUUUUCUCGAUCACAGCUAUAAAAGUCAUCUGUUAGCCCUUUUGGGCCUUUUUACAGACCGAAAUGACAGACUUCCCACCCCCUCAUAUAUAUUUCAGCUAGUGACAUCUCUACCCCUUUAUACAUCUGAAGCCUGGAAAAGCACCCCUUUUAGUCGAGCCUCCCCAUAUUGUACAUUAUAUUGAGUACUCCCUUGGGGCUCCCAGUCGCACAGAACUUCUUUGAUUUGGCUCUGUAGGACGUAAAAGAACGCUAGGGGCGUAACAAGUCCCAAGCAGUGAGGGUCCCUAAGGUGAUAUCCUUAAACGUCUUGAAUGAGUUAUAAUCUGUACAUGUAGCCUAGGGAGAGAUCAUAAUAUAAUAGCUUCAUGAUACUCCUUCAUAGUGCUGUAACAGCUGCCUCUAAACAGAAUAUGAGGUAUUAAAAAAGUGCCUUAUUUAGCACUGCUGUGGUUUUCUCUCUAUUGCUAUUUAUUGUGACAUUUUAGGGAACUCCUCUUGGACAAAAAUGACAAGCCUAAAAAAGUAAUCAAAAACGAAAAGUACGCGAUGACACUGGAAAAAAUCCGAGACGAUCCCUAUUCUUUUUAUAAUGGGUCUCUGGCCACGAAGAUCUCUCAAGAUAUAAGAAGGGCCCGAUACCAGGAAAGAAAGGGACAGGUCACUGAACAAGAUCUGAGGAACUACACAACAGAGAUCAGGGAGCCCCUAGAAGGUGAACUGGCGGGGAUGAAAAUGCACCUCACUCCUCCCCCUACAAGUGGCGCUGUACUAGGUCUCGUCUUAAACAUACUGAAAGGUAGGUAGGUGUUCUCUGUUCUCCUCCCCCUCAUCAUCAUCAUAUCCUUCGAGUAAACUGUCAGAGAGCUUUCUCGCUGGCUAUCAUCAUCAUCAUCAUCAUCAUCAGUAUUAUGCGGGAAGUAAGGGGGCGCAGUGGUGAGAGCACUCGCCUCCCACCAAUGUGGCUUGGGUUCAAAUCCUGGCGUCGUGCCAUAUGUGGGUUGAGUUUUUGUUCGUUCUCUCCUUUGCUCCGAGAGGUUUUUCUCCGGGCAGUCCGAUUGUUUCCUCUCAUCUGAAACCAACAUUUUCAAAUUCCAAGUCGACCGGGAAUCAAGUAGACGAAGUACCACUCAGUGGAUGUGUUACCUCUAAAUCGUUACUUUUUUCAUUUGUUCAUCGUCAAUUAUCAACAACAACAUCAUUCAUUUGCUUAAAUGAAAAUAUACAGGAAGCAAUGCGGAAGGGUUUGGUUCCCGCUAACGAUAAGUUUCUUCAGUGUGUAGUUGUAGAGCAAAGAAACCUGCAAGGGAACAUUCAUUCAUCAGCAAGUUAAACGAGUUGCAGAUAGCUUGCAAAUACAGCCGCCUCGUGAAACGCCAGUUCCCCAUAGUCCCUACCCCAGCGCCGGAGGCGAUGAGAGGCGCCUGUAUGUAUGCGCAGCCUAAGUUGCAGAAACCAUGAAUUCAACUAUAACAGUGCUACCUGAAACAAUUAUUUUACACUUAUUUAAAGUAGAAGAGCUUUAUUUUAUAGGUUACAAUAUGUCUUCAUCGGCCCGUGAUGGCACAAAUGCCUCCGUGUUGACAUAUCACAGGAUCAUUGAGGCUUUCAAGUUUGGUUAUGCUUGGCGAAGUCGACUUGGUGAUCCUGCUUUUAAUAUGGAUAAGAAUAUAAGCGAGGUAAGUGAAAGAUAUAGAGGAUAUUACAUGGCCGCGCGGAGGUACGAAAUUUCUCUUCGAGUGUUGAAAAAUAUUUCACGAGUGGGCGCAGCGAAGAGAAAUUUCGAAUCUCCAAGAGCCAUGUAAUGUUCCAUUUAUUGUAUAAACACCAACGAAAUACCAAACCAUUUUACUUAAAUAGUUUUUAGGUCGGAAAGGUGCAACGGUGACAUUUUCACAUGUGAAGAUAACAAUCAUGUUAUAUUCACAUGUGAAGAUAUCAAGUUUUCGCGCGAAAGCUCACUUGGUUUUUCAUUGGUCUUUAUAUCGUAAAAUGUUUUCCACCCUUAACUUGCUCCCGGUUACACCUUAGGGCCUGUUUAUGUGAGGUGAGCCAGCCCAAUAAGCCGGGCUGAUACGCUUUGUAUAAUGAGCAGGCGGGCUGGCCCUCUUGCUGAUAAAUACGCCGUGAAAAACAUUUUUACCAAUAUUCGCAAAACCUACGAGACAAUGGCUGCAUGGUAACUAUGUCCAUAUUGAACUAAGGCCCCGUUCACACUUGUAAGCCUAACGUUUUCAUCGAAAACGCAUCGACUGUGAAAACGUUCUUAAAAGUGGACUAAAACGAAACCGCGCACAUAUGAUAUUAGUGUGGACGGUCGAAAACGGUCGAAAAACGCAUCAAAAUGAAAACGAUGACUUAAAUAUCACAGGUACGUGUGUUUGUAGACCCCUUUGUGGCAUGCGCAUGCAAUUAAUCUGCGCAUGCGCGAUGAAAAUUUCUUUCCCUAGAUUGAUAUUUGCACAAUACAAAUCAAUAAAUAUUAAAAUAUUAAUAUUAAUUCAAUCGUUUUCGAACGUUUUAUUCGAAAACGCAUCAAAACGGUAGUGUGGACACGAAUUGAUCGAUGCUUUUUUGAUUACAACGAAAACGCAUACUUUUGAAAAAGCAUUAGUGUCGAUAGGGCCUAAAACUGAUAAAGAACAAACAAAAGAAAAAAAAAUUAUUAACUUUCCCUCGGCUCGUACUUUUACCAAAUAAACUCAAUAACUGUUUUCAAAAAUUGAUAAACUCCUGUUUUUUUUAAAUAAGAAGCGAAAAGACUACCUAUUUCCCGCGAGAGGUCCGUUAGUCAAAUACCCUUCGAACAAAGUCAAUUCAUAUUGAGAAAAAGUUAUCUCUGCUCGGCGGGCCAAAGAUAACUGGCUCUGUGAAGAGCAAUUUCGUGCGACUUUUGCUGCUUUAGUUUUAAAGAAAAGGUUGAGCGGCUCAUGUAGCAGCGAUUUUAGGGGAAGGUUUGUUUUGGUAAUUUUGUUGGAAUUUUUGUAAUCUUUAUAAUGCAGCAAUUUCCGUAGGCUUGUAUAAUGAAUGCACUGAUCGUCUUGGCUCUGUCGAGCAAAGAGCUAUCGAGCUACCGAGCAAAGAACCUCGCCGCCGGACUACACGCCCAAAAUUUCGCUUCUGGAAACGGAUUAAUCAGGCCUGUACAAUGCGCCUCUGCUGUAAGAAUCGCAAUGGUUCUUGAAUCUUUUCAGCUGCUUCAGUUAUAUCUUUUUUAUUCUCUACAGUGAAUGCAGCUAAAAAUUUUUGGCCAACUGUUUUUCUUUAUUUCGCGCAAAAAUGUGCAGGGGAGGAAGACACGUUCCCCCCAGCACCUCCCCCUGUUAACGGAUAGCAUUUUUGGAACUUUUAUUCAGGGAUAAGAUAUAUCUGUUCUAAGAGUUACAGUGAUAAGGGAUAACAAGACCCCCUCUAAAAGGGCCUCUUUUAAGCUCUAAGAAUUUUAUGUCUGAACUGCUUCCUCCAUUACGUUCUUUUCAGAUUGCGCAAAAGAUGAUAGAACAACAGUUGGGCGACGACUUGCGUCAAAAAAUUAAAGACAACGGAACAUACAACAACGUGUCUUAUUACACGAGCUCCUACUCUGAUGCUGAUUAUGGCACCACACACCUGGCUGUUUUGGCCGAAAACGGUGACGCAGUUUCUGUGACAUCCACUAUCAAUUACAGGUUAGUUUAGUGAAAGACCAGGGCUCCAAGUCAACGUUCAUCCUGAACACCGCACUUAUUCGAGUUAACAUACGUCGAGAAUAGUGAAUUAGUCCGAAACUUUUUGCAUAUCCUGUAGGUAAAAAAAGUGACAACAUCGCUGCCUUAAGGCAAAGGUCGGCGGUUGGCAAAUUUGAGAGGAAACUGCAGAUAUUGCAAUAAUUUCUUGAGAGCUCUAUGGCGGAAUACCUUCUUCGCGACAGGCUUGAUGAUUUAAAACCUCAUUACAAAAUUCAAUUUCUCCAAUCAGUAUCUGAAUCGACUUUUUCGACUCAAAAGGUCAAAUUACCGAUGACUCCACAUAAAUCCUUCUAAAAUAGGCCUGGAUCGUAAACGUUACGAUCCAAGCCAGUUUUAGAAGUAUUUGUGUGGAGUCAUCAGAGCAAAACCGUGCUUAUAUCUCCCCACCUACUGUCACUAACAGCCCGAGUUUUGGCAAGGGGGCUUUUUUCGUCUUUUUCUUUCCGAACAUGUGAACCAAUCCCAUAAUUUCAGAAAUUUGAAUUUGCACUUCUCCUCUCUAUGCAAUUUAGUUUUACGUCUUGUCAUGUUAUAUUUUACACUUAAUGUCAGAUCCCGAGGGAAACAGACAGUUUUGUUUUCCCGAGAGUCCUGAUGUUUCCCAAGACGAGGUCAAGGGGAACAUCAGGACUCGAGGAAGACAAAACUAACUGGUUUCCCUAGGGACCUGACGUUAAGUGUUUUGUUAUAUUUCUAAACUUUCAAUUCAACGUACUUCAACAGCAACAAAAGAAUACGCUUUAGCGGAGCGAAUCAAAACAGUCGACUCGGUAUUUAUAAGAACCCAAAUUUAAUUCUCAAAACCACUGAAUGAAUGAUUUACAAAGUACUUUCCUUAUAUUAUCUGCAUCUUUUUCCUCCACUAGCUGCUAUUUCUCUUCUGGGAUAACUUUGAAAAUCGUUGCUUUUUAGCUUGAGACUUCAUGUUUGUGUUGUUGUGUUCAUUCACGAAAAGAAAACAGGUUUAGUUGAGUGGAAGCCUAGGAAUAUAACAAUUAGUUUUAUCAGCCACGUCAUGUUAUGCAGGGCAGUGCAAUGUAAUCAAGUGUAAUACAUUGCACUGGAACAAGACGCAACGCAUUGCAAUGCAAUGCAAUGUAAUUUAAUGUCGCGGAUGAAAGGACAACAGGUGUCCUCUUUACAUUAUACAUGAACAGUAAGCUUGAACGUCAGCAUACGGGGGCGCCACUAGCUGCACUUAUGGGUCCAUUUGCGAGCUAUCUGCAUGAGAUGUAUGAUAAGUGAAGUGAUAUAACAGGCGAACAGGUAGACCGCAGAAUGCAUGAGGCAAUCUCGCGCGGAUGAUCUGGGCUGCAUGCCUUCGUGGUCCAUUAAUAAUCGAUCGACACGUCACUUGCAUGAGCUGCGCAUGAAAUGUUAUGGCAAUAUAAUAAACUCGGUCUGAGCAAUGACAGUGUGAUUCCCUUCUGCAUCUUUAAAGAGAUGUACGUUGAGACCCAAUGAAGUACGUUGUACUUAUCCCAUGCGAUAUGAUAUAUUCCAUAUUAAUAUUAAUAUCAAUAUUAAUAUAGAAGAAGUUCGUAGUGCGGUUUCUGUCCUCGUGUACCUUAACACAAGGACCAAACAGCAGACUUAACACAUACAGUCAACUCUCUCAAAGGGCGCUUUCCAUUUGUCAGAACUGACCUGUCAGACCAUUCCCGUCGUAAUGAGAAAUUCACUUUUAAUCAAAGCUAUCAAGCCAGAUCAGUCAAAUCCUAAAUAGCAUCCACGAAGCAGAAAAUCGUUUUUCAUCAAAAACUCUUGGAAAAAGCCUGUUUCAUUUUCAAAAUGACCGGUCCGUCCAUGGUCCGGCCGGCCAGUUUUGACAUUUGGAAUCGAAAGCGCCCUAAGAAGGACACCUAUAGGCCCGGCUCUAUAAACUGAGGAUAUGUCCGUCUUAGAGAGGUGUUCAUCCAAAAGAGCGUCAACUAAAGAGAGUAAAGUAAAACAGGAAACAACUCUAGGCGUCCGUUUUUAGUGAGGUGUCUGCCUUGGUAAGUAUAUUUGUUGAACAAGAAGCUGUGAUUUUGCCGUUUACAAGCCGAUUUCUUCGUGAACGCUAAGUUCCAUAGCGCAUAGGUGUCACUCUAAGAGAGAGUUGACUAUAUAAUGACAAUUUCUAUGUAGUUUGGAACACCAGGAAUUAGAGUAGCGUUAUGAGAAAAGUGUUCACGAACAUGACGUGUAUCUCGACAGAUUUGGAAGCCUGUAUCGAUCCAACGUCACAGGGAUUAUCUACAAUAAUCAGAUGGCAGAUUUUGAUAUUCCUAACAACGACACAGAGAUUGAUGGUGUUUAUCCAUCUGAGGUUAAUUUUCCCGAGCCAGGCAAGCGGCCGUUCUCGUCCAUGUCUCCCGCCAUUUUGACGAACGAUACAGGUGACGUACAGCUUAUUAUUGGUGCGUCUGGCGGCAAAAGAAUUACCACGGCUGUCUCACUGGUAUGACAAAACUAAUCACUAGAAAUAUUUGAAGAGAAAUAAACAUGUCGCCCGAUGCAAGUUAAUCCAAGACAGUCUUGCACACUAGAUUCCCUGCUGGGGAUUCCGGAUUCCAAACGUUGGCGGGAUUCCGGAUUCCUUGAGUGGAAUCACGGAUCCCAAAGUCCAGGAUUCCGGACUCUUCAAGCAAAAAAAAAAAAAAAUCCGAAUUACCUCAAUUGGGGCGAAACGUGCCAGAGAUUUUGCAGAGCAAGCGUAUUUUCCUGGCGGGCAAACGCUCGGAUCUUGUUUUCUCAAAGUUAUUUGGGACGGGUUAAAAUAGUGCCAAGGUAAGGAGGCGGUUGUCGUUGAAGCCAGAUUUUUCACUCGACACCCAUAGCAGUUAGAGAACUCCAUGUAGUCCUCUAUAUCAGGGAUUAAGACUGUCUACGACGCAGGCUACGGGGCAGAAGGGCGGAGUGGGUAUUUGACUUUUCCCAACUACUCGCGCAUCCCAGGAAAACACCGGCCAUCGCACCAGCCUAGCGAGGUGAUUGUUAAUAACAAUACUCAAUCGAGUUUGUUUGGCAGCUUUUGAACUUUGAUUAACUACUUACUCUUUACUCGCUUUGACUUCGAAUUUGACCAGGUUGUGACCCAAAGUUUUUACGAGCCGAACACCUCCACACGAAACUUUAUUUGCAUUAUUGUGAACGCCUGAAAUGCUAGUGUACUUUUGGGCGAGUGAGCAACACGUAUUUCUUGCUAACGUUUUCGCGUGUUAAUACGGACACUGAGGGGGCCAAUUAAAGAAAGAGUCCGUAUUAACCGGGGUUGUUCGUAUUAAGCGGACUGAAAUUUGUUUAGAGAAAAUGUAAGGAACGGCUUUCCCCAGGGACAAAGCAAACUGUCCGUAGUAAGGAGGUGUUCGCUCGUAUAAAGCAGGUGUCCGUUAAGCGGGAUUCGACUGUAUCAGUGAUUUUAGUAGGCAUCUUUCAUUCUGAAAGCAAAGGAAGCCUGAGAAAAACAUAAAGAGCGAUUUAUAGGGUGUGGGAAUAAGACGAAAGGACGAAGGAGGGAGGGGUUGGGGUAUAGGCAAGAAAAUACCUUAUUACAGUCGAAUAUCCGUAUCUUCGACUGUACGUAUCCGAAUUAACGAGGUUUGAGUGUACAGGAAAUUAACACCAAGAAAGAGGAGUAUUUUAUUAGGGUGGAGAUCCACUAGUGUGAAACUGUGAAGUACCCUCGAAUUGGCAAGAAUUUUUCUCUUGAACUCCUUCAUACGCUUAGGGAAAGUACCAAGUCCAACGUUUCCUUUUCAGAUUAUACGUUUAACUUCGGUUUCUGUUGGCUCGGCAAAUAAAUCUUGUUUCUUUGUGAACUUCGCGUUAAUUUCCUUCAUUUUAAAAUUUUACCCUCUCUUUUGCGUAAAUUCUCCUUAUUUAAAAGUAGUUUUAUACUAGAUUCGCGUUAACUUUCAAUACCUUAAAUUCAUAGAGUGUUAAUUUACUAUUACUGAAUACUCGUAUGGCGUUUUCAUGCCUACCUUCAACGUCCCCGUCCCCCUUCCCCCUCCCCUGAUAUCGCACAUUAAACAGAACACCUCAGUUGUCCAUGAGAAACCAACCAUCUCUCGUUCUAAUGAUUUUAGUUAAUUCUUGAGCCCUACAUCUGUAGUUUGGCAGAUGAUUACUUUCAAAUCCUACCUAUUCACUAUUUAUGUUAAGAGGUAAAUUGCUCAGUUCACGCUCAGGGACGGUUUGCUUAUCAUAUAUAGGUGUUGAUGAACAUGCUUUGGUUUGAAAGGAACAUAUCACAGGCAGUGGACGAUCCUCGAAUUCACGAAGAACUUGUACCAAAAAUGGAUGUAGAAGUUGAAAACAACACAGAUUAUCGUCUUCCUGAGGAUAUACAAGAUGGCUUAAGAGCUCUCGGACACAAUGUAACGGUGGCCAAAGAAGCUGCUUUUGCUGUGGUACAAGCUGUAUAUCGUGCAAAAUAUGAUGUAGGCAUUUACGCAAAGUCUGACCCAAGAAAAUUUGGAGCUCCGUCGGGAGGCUAACAUGUUUGCCCCAAACUAUGAUAAAAAAGACCGUAAAAUUUCAGGUUAUAACGCUCCCGCCCCGGCUCUAGAUAUAAGCCCGGCUACUGUUUAUUGUUCCCAAUACAUGCAAACGAAAGAACCCGAAGCCGACCGCUCCUACCACCACACACACCGGUUACAAUUCAUCCUUUUCUUCUAUUUUCCCCUCUCGGUACCGGGUAACCUACGAGUAAGAGAUAACGACCUCUGCAACCUUUUCUCCUCUUUUCCACCCCCGUUUCCUCACUCCUCCAAGAGUUUGCUCGCAUAGGGUACGUACCGGGCAUUUAUUUUGGGCGUUGAACAGUGUGUUUGUUUUACGCUCACGACAUUUUAAACUGAAUAUUUUCCUGUUCUAUUUCUAAAUCCACUAAUUAGCCACCACCACCCCCCUUUCGCCUUCUCAUUUACUGGCCCGCUCUCCCCAAUCCCCCUCCCUUUUUUCCUUCCUCCCAAUCCCUCCCUACCCCUUUUGACGCCUGCUAGUCAGGCUACUCAUUUACCACCCCACCCAAAAGCCGUUAAGAAGUUGUAACCAGAAUUUUACGGUAACUACUCAAAGUAGCCUUUUAGCAAAAAGUAGCAAAGCUAUAUAAUUUUUAAAUUAACGCAAGUUAACGCCACAGCUAGAAGUAAAAAAUCAUUUCCAGAAACGCCCACUUUUCCAAGUAUAAAUUGAAACGCUUGCACGGUACACGUUUUACUUGAUUCGAACAUGCCAUCAGAACCUCUUCACGCAAUUUACCCUUCCUAAUAAACCUCGAUGCAAUUUUAAUGUAGUUUUCAAGCAGGAAGAAAAGCUGUAAAGAGUACAUUGUAAUUAAAAAGUGUUUUAACAUAAAUCCUAUUCCUCGUUACUUUUUACUCAGUAGUUUUAAUUCGUGUGCACGAAAUUAUCUUUGACAUUUGCGAUUCAGGUGGUCCAAUUCAAGCUUAAUUUGGUAUCAAGACACCAAAAGUAUAUAUUUGUCGACAAACAAAAGGCUCGAGUAUCGAGUUAGCAGAGUUAGUAGUAUAUAACAUGGGCUCACGAGCACAGUUUCAAAUCUCUUACCAAGUUCCUUCCACUUAAGUAAACUCAUUUUUUAUACUAUUAUGUUAGACAAAAUUCACAAAUACUGUAUAAAACCGCCGGCAGUUGAACUAACAGUUGAACUGACAGUUCAGUAGCAUUUCGGGCAUUUUGUCAAGUGCAUUUUUACGAUUUUGUGGCAAUUUCAGAGGGUUGUCUAAUACACCCGCUCUUUAACGGUCUGUAUAAUCAAAUUCAGCAUGAAAAUCAUUUCUACCUGCCAGUAAACACUGAGAAGCCAAAGUUCGUCGCUUUCUUGGUAUUUUUUUGUACAACUGCACAAUCGCACAAAUUUCGUCUUUCGAAAAUGUCUCGAAAUGGUCCAAAUUAACGCGGACAAUACAUAUAUCCAUACACCGUAUUCACAAAUGGCGAACACGCGGGAAAAAACUGGUGCCUAGUCAUGAAAGCGAGGCGUUGGAGGAUAAACAAAAAUUGCAAAUGAAGACUUUCAGUGAACUUGCAGAGUGUUUAGCACGGAUUCCACCAAAAAUAACUUAGUACGGACUUCUUUUUAAAUACAAUUACGUGGGAUGUCUUCUGCUUUUAAUGUUUAGUUCUGAUUUGCUGUUUGCAAUCAAAAGGGACGCGUAUAUCUUCAAGGAAACAGGAUGAUUUUGUAGGUUUCCGAAGCAUCAGAAGCUCGACAAGUGCAGGGGCGAUCAUCUGCAGAAAAGCGGGAAACAUGUUGGCCCAAACUUCACAUUGAAACCGAGUACGAAAGCAAGCUCACUGCAACUCGGUAAAACAGAAAUAUAAACAAGUCUUGGUGGCAAGAAAAAAGGAAAUAAGCGACCGAUAUAUAGCCUACUCAGGGGCGGAUCUAGGGGGAGGGUGCAGGGGGUGCGCACCCCCCCUCCCUGAGAUGACCUGCGGUUUUCUAAUACAACUGGUAUUCUGCCAAAAAAAAAACUAUGUGGUUUAUUAGUGUUGAAGUACAGCAAGAGACGAGUGCACCCCUUCCUAAAAAAAAUCCUGGAUCCGCCCCUGCUACUUGUUAACGCAAGAGACGUCUGUCAUUGAACAAAACAGUUUAAGUCAAGAUGGAAAAAAGGAAGACAGGAAUGAAGAGGUGACUGAGGUUUCGAUGAAGUUAUUUUUGGUUUUUCUUUGCCAGGACGUUAUUCUCUGGUCUUUAUCGAUGAAGGACAUCAAUUAGAACUAUUUUUUUUAGUAUAAAUGCAGGAGCGAUCGAGUGGAAUAUGCUCAAAAUUUCAACUUGUUACUCGGCAGACUCGGUAAGCCGGCCACAAAUCAUUUCAGCGAGUGAUUUUCGCAUUUCUUAUCUUUGGCUAUUAAGAGUUUUAACUUUAUGUUCCAUAAUAUUUUAAAGUUAAAGAAUACAUAAAUAAAUAAAAUGAUGGUCUUCUUAAACGGAUCCAGACUCGAAUUUAAUUAUUCGAAACAGAAGCUUGCUGUGUUCAGUCUUGACACAAACAUUGCCUUAAAAGUUUAACCUAGUAAAAUGUGAGCUUUAUACCACUUUUUUUUUACCAAGAGCUCUCUGAGAUAAUGCCCCAAAGGAGGCCAGGCAAAUAGCAAGCUAUAAGACUCACACACUAGGGCUUCUAAUUUUGAUAAAUUAGUUUAUUUCGCAAUGAGAUUUUUGCUUUAAGCUCUGCCAACGUACCUCUAACAAUUCACUCCAAAGCGACGGAAUUAAUAUGAUCCAAAGGAAGUUGUAAAUACAGACAUACAUAUCUACACAAGUAUAUACAGUAGAUAUGUACAAAAUGAAUGAAGGAGCCUCGUGAAUGAAUCUUUCACCCGCUCACGACUUGACCUGUUUUGUGUAAUGCGGAGGUCUCUUCCGUUGACAAGAAGGCCAUAUAUCCGUCACUUAUUUCUUUUUUUCUCGCCACCAAUAUCUGUUUUUAUUUCUGUUUUACAGAAUUGUAAUGAGCUGGCUUUCGUAUUCGGUUUCAGUGUGAAGUUUGGGCCAACAUGUUUCCCGCUUUUCUGCAGCGAUCACCCACUUGUCGAGCUCUUGAUGCUUCGGCAACCUACAAAAUCAUCCUGUUUUCUUGAAGAUAUACGCGUCCCUUUUGAUUGCAAACAGCAAAUCAGUACUAAACAUUAAAAGCAGAAGACAUCCCACGUCAUUUUAUUUAAAAAGACGUCCAUACAAAGUUAUCUUAGGUGGAAACCGUGCUAAACACUCUGCAAGUUCUCUGAAAGUCUUCAUUUGCAAUUUUUGUUUAUCCUCCAACGCCUCGCUUUCAUGACUAGGCACCAGUUUUUUCCCGCGUGUUCGCCAUUUGUGAAUACGGUGUAUGACUAACACAUUUCAUCGUGAGUAUUGUCAAUGCUUUACAUUCAGAAGAUGCGAUAAAUUCAAACUAAAAUGUACUAGUCAUGGAAGUAUGUACAGUGCGCAUUAUUUUGGAAAAAUUAGCAUGACGUCCAAACAGUGAAUGUUGUAACGCAUAUUUUUGACAGGUUCGUAUGAAUCAAUCUUAAUGAAAGUUUCAGACAUUAUCAUAUACAUUAUAAGGUUAUGUGAAGAGAUUUUAAAAUAAUUCGUUCGAGUCGUUUCAGAGAUCUACAAAAAAGCGCAAGAAGUCAAAAUUUUGAAUGAAGUUUCACUUAGACAGGUGGUGAGAAAACGGGUUAGUUUUAAAGAUCACAAGAACGAAAAUACACCAAAAUUUCCUAGCAUCAAAAUAUGAUAUUAAGCAGCAUUCUGCCGCUACUUAAGAAUAAUUUGAGUCAUUUAUAACGUUUUUAUUUAAUAAUUUAUCAUGGCUAUUGAAAAUUUAAGGUUUGAAAUACAUUUUCGUUUUAGUCGAAUUCGGUGAACAUACAGAAUUUUUACUUCCGUACGCAGAUUGUUUGCCAAAAACCAAACUUUAAGUUCCUACUUUUGGAUUUUCAGUAGCCGGUCUACAUCACACAAAAUUCGGCUUUUAUCAAUUUCAAAGUCUUUUUUUUCCUUUUUAUCAUAGUAAUAUUGAUUUUACUUAAAACUACAUUUUCACAAAUUUCAGUCCAAAGCCAAUUACUGGUGAAAAUUUUAUAGCGAUCGGACAGGGAAAAAAAACACUUUUAAGGCGAUUGAAAAAUAUCGGUAUGGCCUCUGAAAAACGUAUCGAAACAGUUUUUUAAUGGUAAACCAUGGCCACUUGGGAGAAUAAUUGGGUCAUUAGUAUUGCAUGCUUUUAAUAGAUUAGCUUAGAUUGGGAAUUUCAUUCAAAUAUAAAUUGAAUAGCAGAGGGGAAAGGACACAUCCUUCUCGUACACCUCUUAAAAUUCCAUAGGUAAAAUAAUCAGUUCUUUUGUUCCUAAAUUUUAUACUACAUUUCGUAUUAUAGACUGAACCCGUUAUGCCGUAAUGUGAAAGUUUCUUAAAUAGUUCAGGGUGCCAUACGGAGACAAAAGCUUUCUUUAAGUCUAUAAAACAGCAGAAGAGUUUACUUUUUGGUGUAUGGGUUACAUUCAUAUCAAUAAUGGUACGUAAUGAAAUGAUAUGAUCACUAGUGCGAAAUCUUGGGAGAAAUUCAAUCUGGGAAGGAUGUAGCAGGUUGCGUUCUUGUAUGAAAUUGUAUAAUCUUUCAUUCAAGAUGGAACAAAAUAAUUUGCUUAAACAGCUAGAGACACAAAUUCCACGGUAGUUCGAAGGAUCACAUUUGUCAACCGAUUUAUAGAUUGCAGUAAUCAUUCCUUUUGACCAACAGGCAGGGAGAUAUCCAGAUUUUAGGAUAGUGUUAAAAAGAAUGGAUAAUGAGGAUGCAAGGUAAUGAAUACUUUCGUUGCGGAUUCUAUCUAGGCCAGGUGCUUUUUUAGUUUUAAGUUUUUUGGUGGUUGAUAUGAUUUCAAUUUCAGAAGUUUGUUUAGAGGAUCGCUAGUAGUUGGGUCAUAGGUAGUUCCGAUAUUAAAGUUUAUAGCAUCAGGGUCGGUUUGGUCUUUUGAGUUGGAGUGAAGAGUACUACCAUAGUUAAUUGAGUGGAAUGAUUAUGAAACCCGUCAGACUCCUUUGUUAUACUGUUUUGUGGACCUGAAAGUGCACAACGUUCAAAAGAAUUCCUAUCAUUUUGAUUGUAUUGACCAAUAAAAACGUUGCAUUAAUUUUUUCCCUAACAAUUUGCCAACAGAAAACAAAGGAUCGUGCACUUUCACGGUACUUCCAACAUAAACUGCAGCACUGUUGUUCUUAUCAUCGAUGUUUGCCGCUUUUCAUAACCAGUCUCCUCUAAUAACUAUGGUACAAUAAUGGUCAUUAAGUUUAUCAACGGGAAUCGGGUUGUUGAUUUCUGGAUUGUGGUCUUGUUUCAAAGUUUUGAGGAUAUCCCAAAAACUUUUCGGGUUUGAUCCUGAAGUUAGUAGAUUUAAUUUAUCGUUGAAAUAACAUUUUUGUUUUGUUCUAAGUAAAGCUUUAGAUUUUUUUGUUACGUUAUGAUAGUUGUCUCUAAUGUCAGUAUUAUGAGGGUUUCUGUGCUUUAAAUUACACAUUUGAGGGCCAAAAGUUUAUUAGCCUUUGGCUAUUAGGUGCUACCCUCUUUAAAUAAAGGCUUUACGUUAUUCGUUUGACGUGUUUUUGAAAAAUCUUGCAUUCUUUAUCAAACCAGGGGUGAUUUCUUCGAGAUGUCUUCCUAAGGUAUUUACGUACCCCUAUUUGAAGAGAGCAUUUGGCCACAGUUUCGAUUAUAUCGUUAAAUCGGGAUACGACAUUGUGAACGACUCUUUUAUCAUAUGAAAUGAAGUGUUCCGUAUCGAAGUCUUGGAUAAUUUCUUGAAUGUCUUUCGAACUCCAUACGUUGAUAAAUCUCUCACUGGAUAAGGAGUUCCAUUGAAAUUGUUUUGGAAGUUUUCGUUCAGUUCAAUUCCCGUGAUCUCGGGGAAAGAAUUAUUCGUUGGAGGGGAAAUGUUGAACCAGCCUUUCACAGGAGAGUGGUCAGAAAACGGUGUAGGCUGGCAAACGGUAAAGCUGUCCACUCGCGGUCAUACAUAUCACUGUUUGUGAUUACAUAAUCGACUGUGCUUACCCCUCUAUUUCCGUGAAAAGUUGUUUUUCCUAAUGUAUCGCCUUUUGUUCUUUCAUUUAAGAUUCACAGAUCCAGAGAUUUGCAAAUUUCAAGUAUAUCGUGUCCGUGUUGGUUUAUGUAACCGUCCCAAUUCCUUCUUUUAGGUAGACGCACAUUUAUAGGAAUGUUACUGAUCUCCUGGUAUAUAUUUUGAAUUGGUUUCUGGAACAAACUCUAUCUCUGUUCCGGUUCGUGCAUUUAAGUCACCUGCUAAAACAAUGAAAGCGUUUGACUGGAAAAAGAAAUGUCUCUUUCAAGAUCGGUGAAGAUUUCAGGAUAAAAAUAAGGCGAGGCGUUGAAAGUCAAGUUGAAUAACGCUUGUAAAGGUUGGCAAGAAAAUAUGACGGACGGAUUUAUGGGGAGAGAAUUUGUUGAUAUCAAUAAAUUUUCCAUUUGAGUCAGCUAGAAGAAUGAUAUCUGCGGCGGAGUUCGAAGGAGUUGCAUAGUUACUAGAAUGGAGUCGCACAUUUUCGGAUUUUAGGGGUAAGAAAAAGCUUCGUAUUUAACAAUUAUUCCUCGAUUUCCUCGAUCCCGAAUGGGCUCUGAGUCAAUAGCCUAUGAGGCCACCCGGAAUGGGCUACUGACUCAGAGGUCAUGAGGGCGAGAGGAAUAAUUGUUUUAGUAAAAUCAAACUACUUGGUCAAAAAUAUCGAGACAAAACAACUUUAGCUAGCAAAAAGUGAUUCAGCCGCCAUUGUUUUGGUUUUCAGAGCCGGCGCUUUUCGCUACUAGUGGGUUAUAACAUUUAGCCUAGUGGUAGCUCAACCAAUCAGAACGCAGCAUUGAUAAUAGACCACUAGUUGGAUUUUACUAAGGAAGAGAAAGUAAAGAAACCGUUAGAAAACAAAUUUUAAUACAAAUUAGGUUGGUACGGCUGUUUAGCGAAGUGUAAUAAUGAUCGACUAAGAGCGAGAAAUAAUUUAUUAAAUUGAAACCCGGUCACCAGAAAUGCUGAAUUGACAAUAUUGUCCUCAGUUUGCCCAUAUUCAGUGUAAAAUGGGGGUGACAAUUAAGGAAAAACCGGUCACCCCGGAUGGAACCCAUUUCAGAGAAUUCGUUAAUUACGGCGCAUGGGAGGCCUAUCUGCGAAGAAUGGCCAUGGAUAGCGAGUGGGGUGACUGGAUUGCUUUGUGGGGUCUUGUAAAAACAGUUACCAUGAACAUUUGUGUUAUCGACGAGGACUGUGUAAUCGGCCGUUGGUAUAACCUUGAUUUCGAGUUAAUGUCACUUUGUCCUCAAUUUUUUUUUGUAUGUGAAACUUCUUUAUCGUUCUUCCUUUGUUCUCUAGCAGUUUUUGUUUUCAUGAAAUUUGCGUUAUGAAGCACGAUUGUCCGCAAUUUUUUUGUCUGUUUGAGAUGCGCCAAAUUAGUGAGCAUAUACGCCUACAAAUGGAACCAGAUAUUAUGUAAUUAUGUAAGUUGUGUUACGAAUACAAGUCAUGCACUUAUAAAAACCUAUAUUGCUACAACUCUGGUCAAAACUCUUGGGACAAUAACGCAACAGCUGGUGAAAAUGACGCAUUUUCUCUCCCCACCCCGUCCCCCCAGUUGAGGGGAGGGGAGACAGCAGGAACGGGCUCUUUCAACAACAACUCCAAGCAUUGUAACAGGUAAAAUACGAUUUUAAUAAGCAAGGUGUGUUUUCGCGCCUCAUUUCCUUAAGUGUCCCAAGACGUUUUGACCAGUGUUGUAGGUCUAUCGUCAUUCUUAAAUCCACUCCAUUCCAAUAUCCAUGCCAUUCCAUAUUUUUUAUCGGGAUCAUUUGCGGUCCUAUUUGGGGAUCAUUUACGGUCCGAGAUCAUUUGUGGUCCCGGGAUCAUUGAGAGGUCGUACAGUCCAUUACCUUGCAGAUUUUAAGUUUGGAGCCUAUAACUAACUAAAAUAAACACUAAUACUGCGUUACUAUUCAGUAGUUCGUCCGUGUUACCAAUAACUGAAAGUUGGGAUUUAUUAUUGAUUUAUUGAAUUUAUUCGAUUCAUCGCCAAGGCGUUUAAUAAAGGUUUUUAAGUGUUUUCAACGCGGCGUUUAUUCGAGGGCGGCUUUUACUUGUAAUUUUUCCUUAAGGAAAACGGGAACGUGUUCCUCGGACACUCCGCGGGAGUGAAAGGAUGGUUAACUACCGUAUUUCUUCAAAUAAAUAGCCGUCCCUCGAUUAAUCGCCUUCCUCGAAUAAUCGUCCCCGUUUAAUGAAAAUAUUUGAAAUAAUCAGCGCUUCCCCCGAAUAUUAGCCCCUCUCGCCAUCUUCUCUUUCUUUUAUCACCUCCCUGUCAAGUUGAAGGAGAAUCUGAUCCAGCCAAACUGAUCACUGACGAUUCAAGCUUUGAAAAUUAAUCAAGGAACCAAAUUUGGAACACUUAGGGCCGAUUUUUCAUUUUAUUUGAUGUGAUAGUUUUUUGAUUUCAUGCGAUUAUAAGACAGAAUAUUUAGGGCACGACUUCCGGUGAGCAAUAUUUGAAACAAUAGCCUUCCUCAAAUAAUCGCCCCCGGCAAUUAUUCGAGGAAAUACGGUAACUCUAAUCUUUUUGUUUCUUUCAGUUCUUGGAGAGAGCUUUCCCCUUGCCAAACUAGAGUAGUGUUGGUGGUGGCGGGGAUAUGUAUUGUGGUCGCACUGUGUGUUUAUCUUUGGUGGUACUUUACACAAAAGAAAAAAGAAGACAAUCCUUUGUCUUUGGGUGGACCCUAUUCAAGACAGGCAGUUGCUACGGACACUGACAAAUGCUCCGAAAUUGGCAAUAAUAUCCUGAAUGCAAACGGUUCGGCCGUAGACGCAGCCAUUGCCGCUAUGUUCUGUCUGGGAGUUAUAAACAUGCAGUCUUCUGGAGUUGGUGGCGGUGGAGUGAUGCUGGUUUAUAUUCGAAAACUCAAGAAAGCUAAAGUCAUCGACUUUAGGGAAACUGCUCCCGCAGCGACAACGUCUGAUAUGUUUCCACCAACCGAAUCAGGGAAAAACAUGUCCAAAUAUGGUAAGUGGUAUUUUUUUCUUUUUACGUUUUUGCCCCCGCAGCGAUUUCGCCCAGAAGGCGAAAUCCCGAGGAGGCAUCCUAGUAUAUAUAGAAAUUAAAGUACCUACAAUUGAAAUAUGCAGUCAGCAUACAGGAAAAAGAAAUCUUGAUUUGUUUGAUCAGGGUCCGCAUGUCUAUUUCCCUCUAUUGCAGUAAUAAUUCAGGUUAUCGUGGCGGAGAUCGAUGUCACCCAACAGCUACACGCGAAAGGGGUGCAUGGCAAAUUCAAGAGAUUAGAGCUGUGAGAGCUUGGCGCCUCCAAGACACGCUUUUCCCUCAGUUUGAUUGGAGUGCUUGCUCACAGUGUCGUGCUGGAAUUAUAAUAAAAGACGUUUUUGGAACUGAUACACGUCAACCGGAAGUGAUGCCUUUUCCCUUUUAAUUUGACUUGACGCUACCAAAUGGGUCUUCUUGCUAAGUAUCUUUGUGACUCUUUGUUGAGGCGAUUUGCUCUUGGAAAUCAUGCUUUGCGCGCGCAACCUACAGAUUAUUCACUAAUCUGUAGGUACAGAUUAGUUAAUAAUCUGUAGGUUGCGCUGUUUCUCAGAAUUAACUGUAGGCUUUUAGCCAAUGAGAAGAAAGAUGGUGACUACAAUGUAUAAUAACUUUGGUUAACGUUCAUCGCUCAGGAAAAACGUCCUUGCUUAAGCUGGUUGGUUUUCACAUGACGUCAAUAAAAUUCAAACUACAAAACUAUCGAUCCUACUGAGAUUUUACUUUCAUGGUGUAUUAGAGCACCUGACAACUAAUUUUCGUACAAAUUUUCGCUUCAAAAGGGUUCAUGGUUUUGUGAUAGAGUACGCUUGAAUUUCUAAGCUUUUGCGUGACGUGGCAUUUACAUGACGGCCGAGAGAGCUGUCAUGUAAGUUAAAAAGGUGACUUAUUUCGGGGAAUUUUGCUAUCUUAACAGUUCAUGUAUUAGAAAAAGUAUUACUUUAAUGUUUAUGAGUUCCUCGAGGAAAAUAUUUACGCUUUUGUACCAAAACUCGGUAACAGAUGUUUCUGUUGGUUUCCGUCCGCCAUGUUGGUGCUCAUCCAGAUGGGCACCAGCAUGGCGUCUCCAUACAAAUCUCUAUAAAUUUGGGUAAAACAUUUUUUCGGAUAUCUCGUAUACGGAAUAUUCUUCUGACCUGAAUCUUGGCGGGGGUCUUUGUGUAUUUACCUUCUUUUAUUUCCCAGAUUCCGGACUUUAUCUAUUGAACGGUCUUUAUUAUUAUUAUUAUUAUUAUUAUUAUUAUUAUUAUUAUUAUUAUUUUUGAUCAAUUUUGUAUGGCGUGACACUGAAAACCUAGCCUGCGUAGCAAGCGUUUCUGUGCGGUUUAGGAGCAAAGAACGAAGAACAAGAGUCACUCGUUUCAUUUCUCGCGCGGCCAGUGCCAAGAAUCCCGUUCCUCGACCUCGGUCUUUCUUUGCUCCCAAACCAAACGGAAACGCUUGCUACGCAGGCUACUGAAAACCAGCAAUCGUUUUCUUCUAGGCGGUCUUGCCAUCGCUGUUCCAGGAGAGGUUAACGGCCUAUACCGAGCUUGGAAGGAAUACGGUCGGUUACCUUGGAAAGAUCUGGUCCAACCUGCCAUUAACUUAGCCAGAGAAGGAUUUGAAAUAAGCACCGCAGUGGCCGAUGCCUUGAAUGACCAUAUGGUAGAGAGAAUAAAAAAGGAUCCGGGAUUAAGGUGAGCAAUAGCUAUCAUUUCAUCACAUUUUGUUUUGUUUUGUUUUUUUUUGGCUUUUAACUGCGCCUGAGGUUUUAGAGUCGUGUCGGGUGUCCUUUUUCAAAAUAUUUUGGGUUCAUUGGGAUAGUUGAAACUGAACCGUGGUAGGCUCCGGGCCCAGGGGGGUACUCGAGAAAGUACUAUACGGUGAGAUUCCGCCCCGAGGGCUGACCCCUCACCCUUUUAUAUACCAUUUUUGACAGAAGAGGUACUCUUUCGUAUACCUUCUAUUGUCAAAUGGUACUGAUCCCUCUCACAUACCUACAAACUUUGCUUUCCUUUCAACUGCUGUAAAUACACUGUCUUUUAAAUGUGAAUAAAUUACAAGACCAUAACGUUUUCUGGACUCUUUCACAGCUACAAAAUUCAUUUGCUAGCCCUUGUGGGCCUUUUUCCAGACCGAAAUAACAGAUUUCCCACCCCCUUUCAUAUAUUUCAGCUAGUCACAUUUCUGCCCUUUACUACAUCUGAAACCUGGAAAAGGUUCCCAUUUUAGGUGGAUCCUCUACGUACGGGCCGGACAUUAUAGGGAGUGCUCCCUUGGGGCUCCCAGUCGCACAGAACUUCUUUGAUUUGACUCUCUAGGACGUAAAAGAACGCUAGGGGCGUAACAAGUCCCAUGCAGUGAAGGUCCCUAGUGUAGUAUUCUUAAAUGUCUUGGAUGAGUUAUAAUCUGUACAUGUGGCCUAGGGAGAGAUCAUAAUAUAAUAGCUUCAUGAUACUCCUUCGUAGUGCUGUAACUGCUGCCUAUAAACAGAAUAUGAGGUAUUGGAAAAGUGCCUUAUUUAACACUGCUGUAAUUUUCUCUUUAUUGCUAUUUAUUGUGACAUUUCAGGGAACUUCUCUUGGACAAAAAUGGCAAGCCUUAUAAAAAGGGUACUAUAAUCAAAAACGAAAAGUACGCGAUGACACUGGAAAAAAUUCGAGAUGAUCCCUAUUCUUUUUAUAAUGGGUCUCUGGCCAAGAUGAUCUCUCAAGAUAUAAGAAUACGUAUCCCCCGAUACCAGGAAAGAAAGGGCCGGGUCACUGAACAAGAUCUGAGAAACUACCAGACAGUGAUCAGGGAGCCACUAGAAAGUAAAAUAGCGGGGAUGAAAAUGCUCCUUACUCCUCCCCCUACAAGUGGCGCUGUACUAGGUCUCAUCUUAAAUAUACUGAAAGGUAGGUGUUCUGUUCUCUUCCCCCUCAUCAUCAUCACAGCCUUCGAGUAAACUCUCGGAGAGCUUUCUCGCUGGCUAUCAUCAUCAUCAUCAUUAUCAUGCGGGGAGCAAGGAUGGAGCAGUGGUGAGAGCACUCGCCUCCCACCAAUGUGGCCUGGGUUCAAAUUCCGGCGUCGUGCCAUAUGUGGGUUGAGUUUUUGUUCGUUCUCUCCUUUGCUCCGAGAGGUUUUUCUCCAGGUACUCCGGUUGUCUCCUCUCUUCUGAAACCAACAUUUCCAAUUUCUAAUUCGAUCAGGAAUCAGGUAGACGAAGUACCACUCAGUGGAUGUGUUACCUCUAAAUCGUUACUUUUUUCAUUCGUUGAUCGUCAAUCAUCAACAACAGCAUCAUUCAGUUGCUAAAUGAAAAUGAGCCUACAGGAAGCACUGAGGAAGGGGGUUGGUGCCUGCCAACAAUAGGUUUCUUCACUGUGUAGUUGUACAGCAAAGAAACCUGCAAGGUAACAUUCAUUCAUCAGCAAGUUAAACGAGUUGCCUGAAAGAAUUAUUUUACACUUAUUUAAAGUAGAAGAGCUUUAUUUUAUAGGUUACAAUAUGACUUCCUCGGCCCGCAAUGGCACAAAUGCCUCCGUGUUAACAUAUCACAGGAUCAUUGAAGCUUUCAAGUUUGGUUAUGCUUGGCGAAGUCGACUUGGUGAUCCUGCUUUUAAUAUGGAUAAGAAUAUAAGCGAGGUAAGGGAAAGGUAAUUUUUUCCACGCUUACUCCCGGUUACACCUGAAAGCCUGUUUAUGUGAGGUGAGCCAGCCCAGUAAUCCUGGCUGAUCCGCUUUAUAUAAGCAGGCGGGCUGGCCCUCUUGCUGAUGAAUACGCCGUGAAAAACAUUUUUACCAUGUUCGCAAAACCCACGAGACAAUGGCUGCAUGGUAACUAUGUCCAUAUUGAACUAUGUCACCUUUUAAUUCACACUUAUUCGUUGAGCGUUUUCAGCGAAAACGCAUCGAUUUGAAAACGCUCUUGAAAGUGGAUCAAAACGAAAUCGUGUAUAUAUGAUAUUAGUGUGGACGGUCGAAAACGGUCGAAAAACACAUCAAAGUGAAAACGAUGCCAAAAUAUCGCAGGUGCGUGUGUUUGUAGAUCCCUUUGUGGCAUGCGCAUGCAAUUCUAUCGUUUACGAACGUUUUAUUCCAAAACGCAUCACAACGGUAGUGUGGACGCGAAUCGAUCGAUGCGUUUUUGAUGGCAACGAAAGUGUCGACAGGGCCUGAAACUGAUAAAGAACGAACAAAUGAUAAAAAAAAAGAUCUAAUUUCGUACUCUUACCAAAUGAACUCAAUAACUGUUUUCAAAAAUCGAUGAACUCCUUCUGUUUUUUAAAAUAAGAAGCGAAAAGACUAGUUAUUUCCCGCGAGAGGUCCGUUAGUCAAAUACCCUUCGAACAAGGGGGCGGGCCAAAGAUAACUGGCUCUGUGAAGAGCAAUUUCGUGCGACUUUGGCUGCUUUAGUUUUAAAAAAGACGUUUUAGCGGCUGAUGCAGCAGCGAUUUUACGCGCAAGUUCUUUUGGCAAUUUUGUUGCAAUUUUUGUAAUCUUUAUAAUGCAACAAUUUCCGGAGGCUUGUAUAAUGAACGCACUGAUCGUCUUGGCUCUGUCUUAGUUAGCUCUCGCGCAAAGAGCCUCGCCGCUGGAUUACACGCGCAAAAAUUCGCUUCUGGAAACGGAUUAAUCAGGCCUGUACAAUGCACCGCUGCCGUAACAAUCACAAUAGUUCUUGCAUCUUUUCAGCUACAUUUAUAUCUUUUUUAUUCUAUUCUAUGAAUGCAACUAAAAAGUUUUGGCAAACAUUUUUCGUUAUUUGACGCAAAAAAGUGCGGGGAGGAGGGCAAGUUCCCCCAGCACCUGCCCCUGUUAAGGAUAACAUUUUUGGAACCGUUAGGAAGAAGGGAUAUCUGUUCUGAGAGUUACAGUGAUAAGGGAUAAUAAGAUCCCCCUAAAAGGGCCUCUUUUAAUCUCUAGGAAUUUUAUGUCUGAACUUUUCUCCACUACUUUCUUUUCAGAUUGCGCAAAAGAUGAUAGAACAACAGUUGGGCGACGACUUGCGUCAAAAAAUUAAAGACAACGGAACAUACAACAACGUGUCUUAUUACGCCCGCUUCUACUCUGAUGAAGAUCAUGGCACCACACACCUGGCUGUUUUGGCCAAAAACGGUGACGCAGUUUCUGUGACAUCCAGCAUCAAUUACAGGUUUGUUCAGUGAUAGAAAAAGGGGCCUAAGUCAACGUUUAUCCUGAACACCGCAUUUACUCGAGUUGACGUCGAAAAUAGUGAAGAAGUACGAAACGUUUUGCAUAUCCUGUAGGUACAAAAAGUGAUAACAUCGCUGCCUUAAGGUAAAACAUCGGCAGUUUGCAAAUUUGAGAGGAAACUACAGAUAUUGCAAUAAUUUCUUGAGAGCUCUAUGGCGGAAUACCUUCUUCGCUACAGGCUUGGUGAUUUAAAACAUCAUUACAAAAUUCAAUUUCUCCAAUCAGUAUUUUGAAUCGACUUUUUUGAUUCAAAAAGUCAAAUUACCGAUGACCCCACAUAAGUCCUUCUAAAAUAGGCCUGGAUCGUAAACUUUACGAUCCAAGCCAGUUUUAGAACUAUUUGUGUGGAGUCAUCAGAGCAAAACCGUGCUUAUAUCUCCCCACCUAUUGCUGGUUUUCAAAGUAGAUCAAAAUAAAAAUCAAAACCGUUCAAUAGAUAAAGUCCAGAAUCUGGGAAAUGAAAGGAGGCAAAAUGUCCUGAAAUAAGUCAUUUUUUUAACCUACAUGACAGCCCUCUUGGCCGUCAUGUAAAUUCCGCGUCACGCAAAAGCUUAGAAAUUCAAGCGUACUCUAUCACAAAACCAAGAACACUUUUGAAGCCAAAAUUUGCAUGAAAAUUAUUUUCAGCUGCUCUAAUGCAUCGUGAAAGUAAAAUCUAGGUAGGAUCGAAAUUUUUUUAGUUUCAAUUUUAGUGACGUCAAGUGAAAACCAGCAAUUGUCACUAACAGCCUGAUUUUUGGCAAGGGAGCUUUAUUCGUCUUUUUUUGUCUGAACAUGCUACCAAUCCCAUAAUUUCAGAAAUUUGAAUUUUUGUGACGUCACACUUCUCUCUUUGCAAUCUAGAUUUACGUCAUCUCAUGUUAUGCAGUGCAGUGCAAUGUAAUCAAGUGUAAUACAUUGUACUGCAACGAGACGCAACGCAUUGCAAUGCAAAGCAAUGUAAUCUUGUUAAUGUCGUGGAUGAGAGGACAACAGGAGUCCUCUUUACAUUAGACAUGAACAGUAAGCUUGAACCGUCAGCAUACAAUGGCGCCACUAGCUGCUCUUAUGGGUCCUUUUGCGAGCUAUCUGUAUGAGAUGUAUGAUAAGUGAAGUGAUAUAACAGGCGAACAGAUAGACCGCACAUUGCACAAGGCAAUCUCGCACUGAUGAUCUGGAGCGCUUACCAUUUGCACGAAAAUUUCGGUGGAAAAUUUCCGUCAAAUGGUACUGGUAUUUUUUUGGGCACCGAAAACAGGAACGGGAUUGCGUUGUACCAUUUACAAAAUACCGGUAAAGUUUUCGCUUUCUCUGGACAUGAAGCCUGGCUCUAGUGAUCCAAUCAAAUGGUACAGAAAACCUUGGUCGUUUCGGAAAAACGGCAAAAGUGUUAUACCUCGAAAGGUAUUACCUUUUUUUCGGAAAAUUUCCACCAACAUGAACAGUUCUAUUUAAAUUCUCCCUGGAAUUUCUGGGUUGUCCAUACAAAUGGUAAGCGUUCCUGGGCUGCACACGUCAGUGGUCCAUUAAGAAUCGAUCGACACUUCACUUACAUGAGCUGCGCAUGAAAUGUUAUGGCAAUAUAAUAAACUCGGUCUGAGCAAUCACAGUGUGAUUCCCUUUUGCAUCUUUAGAGAGCUGUAAGCUCAGACCCAAUGAAGUACCUUCUACUUGACCCAUGUGAUCUAAUUUAUUCUAUAUUAAUAUUAAUAUUAAUAUUAAUAUUAAUAUUAAUAUUAAUAUUAAUAUUAAUAUUAAUAUGGAAUAAGUUCAUAGUGUGGUUUCUGUCCUCGUGUACCUUAACUAGACUUAACGCAUACUGUCAACUCUCUCAAAGGCCGCUUUGAUUUGUCGGAACUGACCUGCCAGACCAUUCCCGUCGUAAUGAGAAUUUCACUUUUAAUCAAAGCUAUCACGCUAGAUCAGUCAAAUCCUAAACAGCAUCCACGAAGCCGAAAAUCGUUUUUCAUCAAAAACUCUUGGAAAAGCCUGUUUCAUGUUCAAAAUGGCCGGUCCGGCCAUUGUCCGGCCGGCCAGUUCUGGCUUAAGACGGACACCUGUGGGACCGGAACUGAGGAUAUGUCCGUCUUAGAGAGGUGUUCACCCAAAAGAGCGUCAACUAAAGAGAAUAGUAAAACAGGGACCAACUCCAGCUGGCGUCCGUUUUUAGUGAGGUGUCUGUGGUGAUAAGUAUAUUUGUUGAACAAGAAGCUGUGAUUUUGCCGUUUACAAAUAAUUUCUUUGUGAACACUAAGUUCCAUAGCACUUAAGGAAGUGAAUUGGCACUAUUAACAAAAUGGAUCUAGAGUUUGUCCCUGCCUUUUCUUACUCCUUUUAGUGGGCUCUCUACAAGAUGGACAUCUCUCAAAAAGGGCAGACUCCUACGUAGAGCGGGUCCCAAAGGUGCCACUCUAAGAGCAAUUGACUAUAUAAUGACAAUUUCUAAGUAGUAUGGUACACCCGGGGAGUACCGUUAUGAGAAAAGUGUUCACGAACAUGACGUGUAUCUUGACAGAUUUGGAUGCAAGUUUCGAUCCAACCUCACGGGGAUUAUCUACAAUAAUCACAUGGCAGAUUUUGAUACUCCUAACGAUGCAAAGAACAAUAUUGAUGGCGUUUAUCCAUCUGAGGUUAAUUUUCCCGAGCCUGGCAAGCGGCCAUUCUCGUCCUUGUCCCCCGCAAUUUUAACAGACAAUAACAGUGACGUACAGCUUGUAAUUGGUGCCUCUGGCGGGAAAAAGAUCACCACGGCUGUCUCACUGGUAUGAAAAAAAAGAAUUACUAUAAAUGUUUAAAAUGGGCUCCUGCCCUCGGGGGUAUUUCCUUAUAAGAGGCUACUGGGGAUGUGCCGCUGGAUGGGGUCGAAUUUUCACGACUGGAUUGACUAUAAUGGGGCUGCAUUUGCAAUGGAGUUACUAGAAUGGAAUUGCACAUUUUCGGAUUUUUGGGGUAAGAAAGUUCAGUCUUCAUAUUUACGGCUAGCAAACGUACCAGAAUGUUUGUACUGUAGGCGAAAAGUAGCGUAUUCUUCAUUCACUUUAAAAAAAAAUGGGUCAGUUUAUUUUAGGAUGACCUAUUUAAAGUAUUGAUAAGGUAGAAACAUAAACAGAAAGUGAAGUUGGGAUAGCAAAAAUUACACAUUUGGCAGUUUUGACCAAAAGUGACUAAGAUGGGGUCUAUUAUUGCCCACUGAAUAGACUAUAACGGGGUAGGGGUUCUCAGAGGCCAGUGGCACAUACCCAGCAAACAUUAAUCCAAGUCCCUGAAAAUUAAGAACCUGUUAGUCUCUCAGUGCCUUUUCUUCCGCAAUCUUUGAUUAUGAGAACAGAGAAUAAUUGGGACGGGAUGAAAUAUAGUAGUCAGGCAUGCGUUGCGGUCUGUCAUGCGAGACCUACAGCAUAAAUAUAGGCUGAGGGAGUAUGCAAUAAUUAUCAGGAGGGGAACUGAGAAAUGAGCUUCAAAGGGGAAAUUUAUUAUGUGAUGACUCCGCCCCCCCCGUUCGCAAAAGCAGGAUUAGUUCAGCCCCCCUCUUGGUCUCUUGAUAAUUUUUAAUACCCCACCUCCCCCCCCAAACCAAAUAUAAUGUAACUUUGGACGUUGAAAAGCUUGAAAAUCGUCUUCGCUGUUUGUUGUCCGACAACCCUGCUUGUGCUGGAAGGUUUCUCCGAGAGGAGUACAAGCCAAAGCCCCAUGAUGACUGCAUCAUAAGGCCAUGCAAGAGGGAGGCGAAUUGCAUCUUGGAUAAGCUUCAUGCGAUGACAGAAAACAUAACUAAACAUGAUGACAGCCUAUUUACGAAGGGUGGCAAACCUUAGACUGGCCUAAAUUGCCUUCACAAUUUCAACAAUGAGAAACGACAUUAUAUCAAGUCUGGCGUUGAAAAGGAUGUGUUACAUCUUGUUGAGGACUUGGACAGAGUGAUGGCUAAAUAUAAGGCGAAUAUGAAAUUGGCACCAGGGCCACAACAUCUGAAGCAAGAAAAGGAAAAAGCUGAGAAAAAAAGGGAAAAAGAGGAAGCUCGCAGCUUGUGAAAAUAGAAGAAAAAGAGCAUGCCGCAUUUUCUGUUCCCUGGGAGGAGCCCCCCUUGCUGAAGGAGAUAUUCUGGGACUUCUGCACCUGAGGGUGAAUGAACUUACAACUGUCUUAUAGGGCAGUAUCUACGUACAAAUGGUUUGUUUGGGACAAUUAUAGAUGUUGCUGCAAGUUAUGUUUUCAGUUGAAUUUGGCCUUGUAAUGGAUACUAGGAUUAUGGAAAUUUUAGGACAAAAAUCAAUUCUUUUGCGAGGACUAAAAAAUCUGGAAACAUGUCUAAAAUGUGAUGACAUUUUUUAAUAUAAACUUCACAUUUUCUAAGAACAUUGAACAUUGAGAGUACAUUCCCUGUUUUACAAUGCAUGUGGAAUUGUUUUUACAGUUUAAUGCAAAGGCACAUGACGUAAAAUGAAAGUUAUGGCCCUCCUGUGAUAAGAUCAAUUUUGAUUUGAGUCCCCAUAUCUUGGCAUUAUUUUUACUUAAUGCCCCCCUAUCUGGUUUUCCAGACCCCUCCCGCUAAUUAUUGCACGGUCCCCUACUGAGAGAACUCGAUACAGUCCUCUUUAUCAGAGGUUUAGACUGUCUGUGACGCAGACUAGGGGGUGGCCUACGGCUAUUAGGGUGAAAGAGCCAAUCCAUCCUCCCCCCAUUUGUAUCCCAAAUUUACUCGCAAUGUUAAGUUGCAUGGGUGUAAGACGAAAGGACGAUGUGUGGUUUGGGGGUAUAAAUUCUCUGCCCGGCCCUCCUGUUAGACAUAAAACCCCACCUCUCUAUGAAAAACCAAGAAAUCAUCCCUCGUUCUAACAACUCCUGUUAAUUCUUAGGCCCUACGCUCUUUGUAGUUGUACGAAUUAUUAAAUCCUAUCUCUCUAAUAUUUAUGCCGAGUAAGAGGUAAAUUGCUCAGUUCACGCUCAGGGACGGUUUGCUUAUCAUGUAUAGGUCUUGAUGAACAUGUUUUGGUUUGGAAGGAACAUAUCACAGGCAGUGGACGAUCCUCGAAUUCACGAAGAACUUGUACCAAAAAUGGAUGUAGAAGUUGAAAACAACAAAGAUUAUCGUCUUCCUGAGGAUAUACAAGAUGGCUUAAGAGCGCUCGGACAUAAUGUAACGGUGGCAAGUGGCAUUGCUUUUGCUGUGGUACAAGUCGUGUAUCGAAAACCUGGAGAAGGCAUUUAUGCAAAGUCUGACCCAAGAAAAUUUGGAGCUCCCGCGGGAGAUUAACAUGUUUGCUCAAAACUGUGAAUAGUAAUAUCGUAGAAUUUCAGGUUAUAACUCCCCUUCGCUCUAGAUACAGGCCCGUCAACCGUUCAUUGUAAUCAGUAAGUACAAAUAAAAGAACCCUCCUAUAAGUCCACCCCUCUCCUCACCACACUCAUCGGUUAUAAUCCCUCUUUUUCUUCUUUUUUAGUUCUCGGUACCGGGUAACCCGCGUGCAGGACUUAGAGACCUUUGUGUCCGUUUUCUCUCUCUUUCACCUCCGAUUCAUCGCCCUCCCUGCCUCCCCCCACAAACAUAUUCCAAGAGCGUGCUAAUAGGUUAUGUGCCGAGCAUAUAUCAUAGUAGGAUGUUUAAUAAUGUGUUUGUUUUAAGCUCACGGCAUUUUUUUGUUAUCCGUUUGGUUCCACACUAGCCCCUACCACCUCCACGCCCCUUACUCUUCUCAUUUUCCACCCCACCCAAACGCCUCUACGAAGUUGUAAUCGGAAUUUUACGGUGACUUCUCAAAGUAGCUUCUCAGUAAUAAAGCUUUUUAAUCUUAUGCUUUCUUAUGCAAGUAAACGCCACAAAAAGGAAAAAAAUAGUUUACAGAAACAUGUUAUUUUGCAUGAAAAUUACUUAUGUCUGUAAUUAGAACGAAAUAAAUUAGAAUAAUAAUAAAAUAUGGUCUCUUCUAUAAAGCUAACCUGCGAACCGCAGACGUAUUUCCGGUCGUCGUUUCUCUCCCUCCGAAAAAUAACGUCUGCGAACACGAGCGACAAAACGAUUUCCGUAACGUAUAAGACCUUUUGUUGUGAUGUUCGCCAUUUAGAUCAAAGGAUAGAAUGCAGCUCGAUCGAGUGACUCAUCGUGACCUCGCGUGCUGGCGUGUCUUGGAUUUUGGCGAGAGUUACCAAAUACGAUUUGGAACGUGAAUUUCGCAGCUAUAACGAGGUUUCCUGUGACGUUUAAUACUGGCUGCUUUGUGAAGCAACGGCUUCUUAAACUAUGUGUGUGACGUAGGCCUUUGCGAGGAACGUCAGGGAACAGAAGCAACAAACGGCAUCAUGCGUCUACCGUCAUUAGGACGUUUAACGUUUUGAAUAUGAUCAAAAGAACAAGGUGUGAUAAAUCAUUGACUCCGUAGGCAAUCCUUUUGGUGCUUAUUUCAUCACUCAGUCCCACGAUCCGUAAACGCGUCGUUCUGAGGAAAAAAAAUACUUCUGCGGUUCCCAGGCCAGAAAAAGGGCGGCUGUACACACGCUAUAGCCUAGUUUGUUAGUUCCACAAAAGAAUACACAAUAGACGAAGCCUGAAAUACUAGACUUUAAGAAACCAGUUGGAAGCUAGAUUCACGAAAACAUAGCUCUUUGAUUUAACCGAGAAGUCGCAAGGCUUCCUUUUGAUGCUUGCUGAGUCUUUCCAACCCGAAAACUUCCCACUCUUUCCUCAACGCAUCUUCCGCCAUAUUUUCCGUAGACUGCUUGCAGUCCGCCUUUUCCCUUAAAAUCCGUCUAGUUCUUAUCUCAUCCAGCGCGAUUGCAAACCACGACGUUAUUAUUACAAUAAGGGAUUGAGACCAGACGAGACUUACGCCCUCGUUUCUCGCGGCUCGCGGCUUUGCCGCUCGCGUGCUUAGGUUUCGCGUGCAGUAACUUUGCAAAGAAAAAUAAGAGACUGCUCGCAGUCUAUAUUUUCCGCGUUUGCGCGAGAUCCACAGAAAACUCGCACACAGGACAUUACUUCUUCGACUACGCAAGGUGAAUUGUGAUUGGUCACUAACAGCUGACGUCACGGAAAUUUUUUCUCGGCUGGUGAAAUUAGAAACUAAAACCAAAAAAACAGAUGCUCUCACAGGCUACUCUUAAGCAGGGUAGCGAAAUAAACUAUUUUGUUUCAAACAGGGUCAGGGCUUGAGUACACCUUUACCAAAACUUUCCUUGAGUGCCCUUCCCCCCCCUUUACUCUUGGAGGGGCAUUUACAUUGGAGUUUCGACUGUAUAGUAGUAGAGAGUAGUAGUUCCUUAUGCAUCGUUGAAGUAUUAAAGAGCACAAUACGACCGUGAAGGGUUUGUUGGGGAAUGAAUGUUGGUUUUUCCGGGAAUUCGAUGGAAGUUCUAUCGAUCGGCUUUUCUCAGUGUGCAUGGAAGUCAUUAUCAUUGCUGACAGGUAAGGAAAUGAUUUUCCCGCCUUUCGUUAGAUCUUUUUGGGAGGCUAGCCUGAUAAUUUCUCAAAAUCCCUUCACGCAGGAGGGCUCCCGUGCUUCACGAAAGAUCGCGUGACGAGAUUGAUAAAUUCUUAUAUAGGGGACAACUUUGUAUCGGUCAAAUACCCCGGCACUUGACAUCUUCGCCGUCCCGGGGGGGGGGAGGGAUUUGAUAAUCAGGGUCUCCCGGAGAGCGAGGAAUUUGAUCCCUAUGCAUAGGGAUGGAGAGUUUGAACCAAAGCCUCGUCUUCAUGUGACCUUCAAAUCAUGCGCAUCAUGGCAGACUUCUUUGGAACGAUUUCAGAGGGAAGGGUACUCCCGAAAAUUUUUGGUGGAGUUGUGCCCCCUGGUUUUCUAUUUCAGACCAAAAAAUGUCAUUUUCCCCUGCCCAAACCCGUUUUUAGGCGUGAUCUCAAAAAUCCAUACCCGUUUUCAGACCUAGCCUUUAGGCAAAAAUUAUUCAUAAUUACUUAGACCAGAGCGUAAACAAAGAAUUUCUUGAAAUGCAUUUCGAAUUCGCAUCUUUCCAAGAGAUCAUGAGUGAGCUCCUUCUCUCUUGUUCUUCCUCAUUCAGUUAGAAUCACUGUAACGAUAAAUACGUUCGUACGCUCCCGUAGUUCCCUCGAAAACCAUACUCGAAUCCAGACCCAAAUGGGCAAAGUGUAUAUCUGUUUUCAAACCAAGAAGGCCCCAAAAUACCAUACCCUUUAGGGCGGCACAUACCUAUAUGGCUUAUAUAGGGGAGUACCCCCCCCCCCUCCCUCCUCACACCGGGGAAAGAUUCUGGCUUCGCGACAAGUUGGUUGCGAAUCAAAGGCCUACGCAAGCUUUGUGCUGUAUUUGAAAGUAUUUAUUAUUUUUUUUAUGAUUCAUGCUUUGAAUAUAUUUACAACAGUUACAGUUUAGGGGAUUACCCGAGGAAGGGCUGAAACUUCCUUCCCUUUUUAUUUUUGCUGAUCUGCACAUUUUUUUCAUUUUUUUUCCCCCUAAUAAAUUGGGGUUUCAUGGCGACUUUUAGUCGUUGACAAGCAGCUUUUAUCUUGCACGGACAAGCGAAGGCAUUGCUAUGGCUGUCGGGUAAGAACUGAGCCUUAUUACUGUAUUGAGAACAAAGUAGAACUACGUUACAUUGAAACUAGUUGUCGCAUGGUCGCUUUAGGCCUGGUUCAGACGCCGUAGUUUUCAUGUGCCGAACCUAACUGAAUAAGUUCGACUUUGAAGCGACACUGGCGCGACAUCUGAUUCCGACGGCGUACCGUGUGUCGAACCUAGGUUAAGUCCGACAAAAGGGCGACAGACUCUGUCGAACUUAACGCUUUUGCGGCACCAAAUUAAAACUGUAGUACCAAAUUGAUUCAGACGCCGCUCUUUUGCCGUACUUAAUUCAUCAGUUAGGUUCGGCUCAUGAGUGGAGCGGCGUCUGAACCAGGCCUUACCUAUUUAUUCGUCUAGAUGACACACUACAAUGCUGUUUACUUGUUUGGGUCUUCAAGGAUCAGUUAAAAUCUAACACAUGGUUUGACUCGGAUGAAAUACGUUCAUAUUAACUAUGUCAGUUCCUCUUUCGAAUCAGUGUUUUUAAGUGUUGAGCUCAGUGAGUGCUUAGCUUUAACGAGUUAGGCCCAGUUCAGAAGUCGUGCUUCUGCAGUGCCGAACUAAAUUCGGGAAUUAAGUUCGACAAAAGCACGGCAGAAGCACGGCGUCUGAAUCAAACUUUUGAAUUAAGUUCGGCAAGCAAUUAAGUUGGACAAGCGCUGCCGUGCUACACGGCUCUGGCACGGCAGCGAUUCAGACGUCGUGCUUCUACCGCGCUAAGCAAAAUUCAUAAAUUACAUUAAUGUAUUUUGGCGAGAAUGCGUUCCCAGGGGGAGUUAGGAGGAGAAUUGUUACGAGGCAUUAGUAAAUCCUGAAUUCGGUUCGACUCUGGCACGACGUCUGAAUCAAAGUUGUUUUCCUGCGGUGCUACAAUCGAACCGAAUUACAAUUAAGUUCGGCACGGCAGAAGCACGACGUCUGAACUGGGCCUUACUUUGAAGAUUCUAGUAUAAUUCCCAGAAAGAUCAGGUUUGUAAGAAAUAUAUCUCCUUGAAGAGAAAAACAGAUUUGCAUAAUUUUCCAUAACUUAGCCUCAUCACCUAUACUAACUGUUGUUUAUAUCGAUCCUAAACAUCAUACUAAGCCCGGGCUUCGUAAUUGGGCUCAUGGCAAUCAGUUUUUUCGCGGAAAGGGUGGAAUAAAUAAAUCCAUUGUUGAGGUAACCUACGGUGUUUUAGAGGAAUUUUGGGAAUGUGACUACUCAAAGGGGUACUUAUUGGAAAGAAUUCACAGUUAAGGAAUUUGCUAAACACUAACGAAACUCAAGGUGAAAAUAACAAUGGUUAGUUGAUGCUAUCACGGGAACAUUUUAUUGGAUAUGUCACACCACAUUAAACAUUCCGUUUACAAAUAAUUUUGAAACAAACGGCGCGCCAUACCUGAAACUGUUUAAUUAAAGUUGAGGUUAACCCUUCAUUUCGUUCUACUACCGUGAUAGAACAUUUUCUACCUUGAAAUCAUUUUACUACCGUGAUGGAACAUUUUCUACCUUGAUAUCUUUCUACUGCCGUGAUGCAACAUUUUCUACCUUGAUAUCUUUUUACUGCCGUGAUCAAACAUUUUCUACCCUGAUAAUAAAUAGAUUUAGCCAGGGCUAAAAGUGAAGCUCCUGUUAAUAAAUUCAUAAUUUGAAUCAAACAACAAAUUUGUAAUCCACAGAUCAGGGCACGUUCAUGUGACUUUUGAGGCAAAGGCUAAGAGAUUUUAGAAAAAAAUACUGACAGUCCAAGAGGUCGAGUGAAACAAAUUUUACAUCAAGUUAAUAUAUUGUAAAAAAAACUGACCAGUUAUAGUGACCUCAAAAAAAUGGUUAAGGUUUGAAUCCCGGGUAACCGUAUUUUAUUAGGUUACAGUAACCAAAAAAAUAUAGUUCAGGUUAACCAUUUUUUUAUUCUCGUUGAAAUAACUUUUCUUUAUGGGUUACAUUAACCCUUAAAAAUGGUUGUUUCUACCACCCACGCCACUUCUCACAACGUUUAAUAAUUGUUUGUCAUAACCUCUACUUUUUGGUUAAACUAACUUUGAAUUUACAGUUGUUAUAACCGAAAUAAAAAGAUAAAUAUGUUUCAACCCAUACAGUUAAGUUAUAAUAACCAUUUUUUGUGGUCAUGGUAAACCAGUUUUUUGGGUACUAGUGAUGAAUCUGUGGUAACCCAUUUAAAAUAGUCAAGAGGUGGUAGCUUUAACCAUUGCAUAUGGGUUAGAAGAAAACGGUUGUUUUAACUGAUAAUAAUGAAUUACAUUAACCUUACAAUAAUAGUCUUCAGCAACAUUUUUAAUGGUUAUGUUAACCGUUCUCUACAAACAACAACAACAACAACAUAGUUGACCACUAACUUCAAAGAAAAGAUAAUCAUACAACAUUGCAAGUAAAAAAUGCUUAUGUUUCUUAAUACAAGUACGUAAAGUAGGACAAGAAAUGAUUAAACAAGGGAGGCAGCGUGGCCGAGUGGUCAGCGCGUCGGACUCGCAAUCCGGCGGUCCCGGGUUCGAGUCCCGCUCUGGCCACUUGCUGGAUUUGUGCUCGGUCGUCCCGAGUUCAAAUUCUCGGCCACGCUUGUAAAUAGCCAACUGGUUGCCUUCUGCCAGUUGGGGUUUUUAAUCCUGUUAUGUUGUAUUUGAAUUAUUUGUUUCUAAAUAUUUGAGUGGAGUGCCUGUAAAUUAGCUGACUAGCUAAGUGCACCUUCCACUAUAAACAUGCCUUUAACCUUUUUUUUAAUCAGCCCUGCUUCCUAAACUAUGGCAAAUUUAAAUUGGAAUACUGCAUGUCUCUCACAAGACUGCAAAGCAAGACUUUGUACAUAUGAUUGUAAAGCACAAACAUCCUUAAGCAGAAAAAAUUCAAGUAACUCCAGAUUCAAUAGUAAUACAGUACUUUGAUUAAAUUAAACUCUUAUGGUAAGUGGCUUUUCUGCCAAAAAUGCUUUGUCAAAUACAUAGGGAAUUAAGAAUUUCGAAUUCGUGAGAUUCAAUGAUAUAAUGAUAAUAAUUGUAAGAUCUUGAAGGUGAACAGUCAACUCCUCACCCACUGUACAUGUAACUUUCUUUCUUUUACUAAUGAUUGAAGCGGAGCAUAUGAUCUAAAAACUACCAGUGCCCUUCAUUGUUCUACAAGCCAUGUUUUUCUACUAAAAAGCAAAAAAAGAUCCUCUUCCAAGCAGUGGCCCGUUGAGGGUAACUAAUCCGCCGGAUCAGGACUUGUCUUGCUUGUAAUGAAAAUAAGGAUACUCGCCGAGCUUCAUUCAAAGUUGUUUAUUCCCUCAGUCGUUCAAAUUUGGUGAUAUUUCUGAAAUAAACGAAAAUAUUUCGUUUUUAAGUUCACUGGUUAACGCACCAAAAAUUACAGUCUUUCAACGAUACGCCUGUGCUUUAAGUUAAAGUGGGGAACGCGCACGCACGCGUGUGCGUGGUCAUCGUGAGCAACGCACGACUGAAAGCUACAUUAAAAAAAAAAGCUUUGUAAUUGCGUAUGAUAGCUCUGUAACAGCAGUACAAUAUUGCAAUUAAGAUGGUCAUCCGAAGACUGCAAAAUCUAUGCAACUGUACUGAACAUUUCCAAAAACUCUAAAGGGCCACGCAAGUGCGUGGGGUUGUCUCAAAACGCGUCUAUUUAUUUGCAAAAAGAUAAUUUUAAAAACGAUUUAGAGUUCUGUUUAAAAAUAAGCAAUACAUACCGGUCAUGCUGUUUCAGUGAAGGUCGGUGAAGCAAGUCUUCGAGAUUUUGCUGGUGGUCGUUUGUCAUGAUUUGUCUUUAGUCGACGGGGCAGAUAUUUUGCUUAUCUAUUUCAGGCGGUCAACUGAAGUAAAUUCCGCCAUGAUCUUCUUAUCAUCCUCCUUUGAAUAAAAGAUUUGCAAGGUAUACGUUAGCUAAGAAUUUUAUAGAAGCAGUAAAGAACUGAAAUUCAAGUGGGAGAUCUAUUCUGAAGACGUUGUCUUCGGACUUGCAUAAAUUUGAAAUCACAUUACCUUUUUACUUGCCACAUCUCCAUUGCUGUACGUGACUAAGAAACGAGCUCCCAUUGACUUUUAACUGAGGGGCCUUAUCCAGGCGAAAUAUAAAAUGUUUCUAUUCGCAGCAAUGAACCAAGAGUACUGAAUUCAGCUUGGCGCAAGGCGGUUAAAGUAAAAAACUGAACUAUGAGAGCCGAAUUUGGCAUUGAUUUUGAAAUUCCAAGUCUCUCCUUGGCUAGCUAAGUAGAUUAACAUCAAGGUGUUAAGUAACAUACUACAGUUGACAGGAACAAUGCAACAUUUUCUGAAAACCCUUAGUUGUUUCUCGAGUAAACUCGCCUAACAUGUUUCCAACCAUGAAAUAGUUUAAGCUUAUAAAAGGGCUACUGAGUAAGAAUUUUGAUUUACUGAGAACAUUUAACGCCAUUUAGGGUUCGUUACGUGACGAAAUAGAGUUACUUUAGGGACGGACCAUUAGAAAACUUAUGGGGGGCGGGCGAAGUACAAAAAAAAUAUUCGCGCAAGGGAAAAAGAAAUGAAAAAAAAUUCGUGCACGCCAAUUAACCCUGAAAAAUAUUCAUGCUAUGGGCUAAAAAAAAUUCAUACAAGGAAUUUGAGAACGAAAAAAAAUUCCUGCGGUUCGAAAAUUCCCCCCCCCAUAACUUUUCUAAUGGUCCGUCCCUUAGGCCACUUAAGACAAAUACCGGAAAACCGCUGGAAUUUUGAGACCGGUGAAAAACACGAAAGUGUUUUUUGAAGACACGCGGGGAUGGCUGUUGGCUUCUCGAGGCGCUCAGCAUUGAUUUGAAUGACAUAACCUGUGCAAGACAUCUUGAAGAAUCAUUUCACCUAGAUGACGAUUAGUUCUCUCUUCGGCUAGUCCGUCGAGAGAAACGUCAAAGAAGAAAAUAGUCCUCGCGUCACGCGGCUUCGCCUCUCGCGAGCGCGUACUAGCCCAAUCCGAUUGAAGCAAGACGCGAGUUGCAUGCAUGUCAUUUAAAAAAUUUUAACUGUCGGGGAAAGUUAAUUUGGCUAUCCAAUCUUAACCUAUCCUAAUCCCAUAAUAAAUGCUGAUUAUUUGGGAAAAGUCUGUGUUGGAGGUUGGGUAAAAGGCUUUUAAAGUUUUAUGUUCUGUUUUUGUAAACUCAUACUUGCCAUUUGUGUAGCCAUUUCCUUCCGUGGUUUUCCGUUUAUUUUAACCCCUCGGAAAAGUCAGUUUUGACCAUUCAGUGUUUAAACUUACUUCAUAGCUCUAAAUAACAGAUCAUUAUUGGUAAGUCAUGACCAACAAAUUGUUAAAGGUUCUAACCCAUUGAUUUGAGGUUCGAUGCACAUUUUCACCAUUUGUUUAACUAUUUGGUUUCGUUAUUUUGACUGCCAUGAAAAGUUAUUUUGACCAUUCAAUGUUCUAACGGAAUUAUAACCGUCACAACAACAGCUGAUCAUUGGUUUAUAUAACCAAUAACAUAAAGGUUACGAUUUUAACUAGUUUAUUUUAGGUUAAAAUUACCUUUUGUAACUGGUUAUAACCUUUUAAUAUAGUUACCAUAACUGAUCAGUUUUUACAGUGUAGUCUUAUUUGUACACCCAAAAAUAGCAAUCAUGUUCGAUCACAGUAGAUUAGAUUAGGCCUGGAAAACAAAUAGACCUAUUCAUGUAUUGUAUUUGCAUUAGCCGUUGUAUCAUAAUGUGGCAUUCACCAGUCUCUCCAACAUUGCCCCGUUUGAGGGACUAUGGAUAAUUGGACAACCCCGAAAUAUAAUUUUAAGAAACACACGCGCCACGAUGGUCCUUGGUGGCAGCCAAUUUACACGUUACAAUCCUCUGUCUAAAAGGGAGACCAAAAUAAAAAAUCAGGCUAGAUUUUUUGUGUGUAAACCAGCCUUUUAAACAUACUUUUUUCCAUCACGUCUCAGGUAAACAGUACUAUGAGGCCCCUUUUUUAUCAUACAGACCUCGGACAGAAUUUGUCCUUUUUUGUCCUAUUUAAACCUAUAAUUCUGCAGUUUUUCACAAUUUUGCAAGACAAAUUGCACUCAUUCAAUAUCCAGGACGAUCAAAGCACGCGCUUUCUUUGCACAACAAAUUAUAGCAUUGACCACAUUAUAUAAAACGUUUUCAUGAAGAGAAUUCCAUAAUACCGGAACUUUUCAGUUAGAAAAAUCUGGUUCUAUGUGAUAGGCAGGGUAAUAAGUAUGGGCUUUUAGUGAAAACGAUAAAAAAAUUCCCCAAGAUCACCUUUUCGGCCAGCCGGACGGGUUCUCACUUUUGACAGGCACCAAAUUUGCAGUGCGAUUAAUAGAGUUACGAUUUACGCUUCAACAUGAUAGAGAAUUUGUUAUGUUUAGGUUUUAUUUCCCUUUAUUUAUAAAACUGUUUAUGGUUUUGUUAUGUGUAAUCUUUAAAAGCGAGUGAUAUUUACGCGCGGCGUUUUGAGUAUUCCUGCAUGCGAUGUUAAUGUACGACUGAAAACAACCGGUGCAGCGAUAAAAAUUGCGAGAGGGACUACUAACAAUCAAUAAAAUAAAUAUAAUUCGGUGAAACAUGUACAGAGACCAGACUGUACAGAGACAAUAAUUUUCAUUCACGAAGACAAGUAUUGAGAGUUUGAGUUUGCUUAAACUUCACGAACAUCGAGGCGACCGUAUUGGAGAAAAAAGCUCCUGUGAACGAUUUUGUAAGGUUCCCGUCCCGAGAAUCAUUGCUGAAGUAAAAUAGGUAAUGGACUCAUUUCGUUGCUAUGACAACUCCGAUGUCAUUGCAACCCUGGUGAUGACAAAUUUUCGGCUUAAUACAACUGUGGUCGCAAUUUUUCCAAAUGUUUGUUUAUGGCGACGUAGUUUAUGCUCAGACUUGGUAUUGACCCUGAAAAACUGUGUCGAGCCACCUCCAUAUGCCAGGACGGCCUAUGUUGUUGCAAUAUGGCCCUCAUUUCUUUUCGACUCUUUCGUAAAAAUUUGGGCAACUUGCGAGAUGUUUUUGGGCAAAUGGUUUACCGCCCCCCCGGCAAAACAUUUCCCGUACGCCUAUGUUCGGAACCUUUUCUUUGAAUUUGCGGUCAAAAAAAGGUUAAAGGUACCCUGUGUUCCUGAGACUUUUCUAGCGCGGUUUCCGGUUUCUGUCAAGUUUUUAUGAGGGUCUCAAUGUGGUUAACCGAUAGACGUAAAACGGCCAAAAAUUUAGUCGAUAGCCGUAAAAAUUGAAAAGUGUUAACCGUUAGCCGUAAAUAGAGUAAAAAAGAGUUAACCGUAAAAGAAACUGUUCCCUAGAUUGCUACUUGUAAGGAAGGUACUAAACUCACUUAUGGUUGCGUUUUUUAUUUCCCGGCUAGUGUGACUCCGUACGCACGUUAGGCGAAGCGCCUUUAAGGUGUUGACCAAGACCUAGGCUCCAUUACCUGCGCUCUCUCGGGGAACUAAUUUUUUCCUUAGCGAAAUUGUGGCUUCUUGCUAGGGAUUAAUAUUUGCGAUUGCAAUCUCGGUCAAGGCAUUUCCGUCACGAACUCGCUUGGACUACGUGACCCGAAACGCAUUAGCCGCGCGGAAUAAUGAGGCCCACCGAUAAGGCAACGGCAGACAGUCGUUCCGUACAGUCCUUAGCUAUCAUUAAAAACACUGGACAUGGGAAUUUGGUUAUUGGCCGUUUUCACGCUAGAGCUAGAAAUGGAUUAUCCGUCUAAGACUAGCCUUUGUUCAUUCGCGCCCUCCCCACAGACACCCCUUCUCCGAUUUUUCUGGGGGGAGGGGGCGGCUGUACACAGGCUAUCUGGAACGGAUAAUCCCGUCUUCAAACUGUCCGUUGAAAUUCACGGAUAAAGUCAGGCGGAUUGUUCAUUCAAAAUUAAAACUAUUCCAUUUUCAAAUUAAGAAGUAUUAUCUAUGACGCGAAUCAUCAAACCGAUAACUCGUCUCACGCAAAUAAUCCGUCUAGUGAGAACGGCCAUAUCUGUUAUGAUGUCGCGCGCUGGCCUUGAGGUGGGCGUUUGCGUGUCCGCUUUUGCUUUUUCACAAAGACUAUUGACAUUUCUAUGUGUAAAAUAAUGUUAGAAGUGAAAUACUUCAAAUGUUAAAAUUUUUCAAAAGAAUAACUUGUUUCAUCCCGAGAUGAUCCGAAGACCUGUAUUUUGAUUUAAAGAUACAAAAAAUAUAUGUUAAUUAAUAUUUAACGUUUUGAAACAAAAUAAGUUAAUUUUUAACUUUUUUGUUAACCGUAACUGAUUAAAAUUAACCGAUAGCCGUAAAAGGGCCAAAAUUUUAGCCGAUAACCGUAAAAGCCACCGCCCCAUUGAGACCCUCUUUUAUAGUGACCCGCGCGAAAAGCGCUGCCUACGGCCAACACCGAAAAUUCCCGCCGCACGCGAGGAAAACCUCCGGUACCCAGGGUAGUCUAAAGGCUUUUUAAACCUGAUACUAUUGUAGGUUAGAUCAUUGCUCGUGUAUAAACCCCGGGGGGGUACUCCCAUAUAUGGGAUAUAUAGGUACGUGCCGCGGAAUAGGGUAUGGUUUUUGAGGUUCUCGGUCCUUAAAUAGGGUAUCGUUUUUGACCCUUUUGUUUCUGUGUCCCUGGUGUGGUCCUUAGAUAGGGUAGCUUAAUUGUAUUAUCUAAUACUGGAGUGUGAAAACGCCCGCCUAAACGAACAUUUUUUUUUUUACACUAGGCCUAUUCUGGUAUUUUAUGCUUGAUGCUAUACACCCAAUGUUACAAAGAAGAAAUAAAGUUUUCCUUUUCAUGCCAUUAAUAAUUUUGUUUUUUCCUUGAAUAGGGUGUCAUUUUUCCGCUUUCGGCCUUAAAAAGGGUAUCAGUUUUCGCUUUCUUAGUCCUUAAAUAGGGUUAGGGUUCACGAACCUUCGCGGCACACCCCUAUCCAAAAUUCGCAGGAUUACCCCCCCCGGGGUAUAAACUUAAGCCGCAUAACCAUACGCUCGACUUCAGGAAACCGAAAAAAAAAAACACAUCAAAGACAAUAACUGCUCAGGCUUACCAGUCGAGAUGCUGCUUCUGAAGGUCAUCAAGUGUUCCAGAAUCGCUUGAGACUUUUCAACCCUCUUACGCCUCAAGCAAGGGCAAGUGAGUAAGCUCAUUUUUGAAAACGAUGCCAUCCGAAAUUGGAUUUCCAGUGACUUUGACAAGCGGUGCAUUUGUCAACAAAAAGUGCAAUAAACGAACCAGCCAUGAAUGACAGAACAAUCUUGAUAGCAGCUGUAUUUCAUUUUGUACAUCAAGUAGAAAAAGACAGUUUAAAACAUCACAAGAUGACACAAAACUCUGUCAGCUUCAGCUAUCAGUAAGCAAGUUUCCAGAAGCUGCAUAAAUAUUUCGCAUGAACUCACCUGUCAAAUUUUGACCAAUCAGAACAUAAAAAUUGGACGUAGAGCGUGAUCAACGCCAGACAGUGGGAAAAGUCAAAUGCGAUUGCCUUCCCUGCAUGUAAAUGCCGGUUAAAUUUUCGUGUCCGAGAUCAGUUCGAAAAUCAAAAUUUCGGUUCAUGAACACGACUUAUUUCAUAUGCAUUUUAAAAAAAUUGAACUUGAGCCUGCGAUCAUUUGAAAAGUAGCAACUUGUCAGCGGAUAACUUCAAAAAACACUCGAACUCAGUGGGUCGAUACCUAAUCCCGCGAUACGGUCAGGCGAUACUGGUCAGCAGAAACACUAUUUUUAGAACUGUCAAUUAAUCAAAAUAUGGAUGUACAAUAAUAUAUAGAUUUAGCCAAGGCUAAAAGCGAGGCUCCCAUUAAUACAUUUAUAAUUUAAAUCAAACAAUAAACUUGUAUUCCACAAUUCAACUAACUUUAGAGCACAUUCAUGUGACUUUUCAGGGAAAGGUUAAGUGAUUUUAGAGAAAAAUAAUUUGUAAACAGCCCAAGAGUGAACCAAAUCUAACAUCGAGUUGAUAGCCUCAGAUAUGUACACCCAAAAACUGGCAAUCGUCUUCGAUCACAUUUAUUAAGAGCCAUAAUGGCUCUCGAUCACCGUAGGUUAAUUAACGCCUGGAAAAAAAUUCCGGCCAAAUUUAUUUCGUUCGACAAGUUUACUCUAAAAAAUCUUGCCAACAAAUCUGGGUGCGUGUAAACCAACCUUAAAUAUCAUUUAUACAUCACAUCUGAGGUGAAACAGUACUAUGAGGCACUGUUUUUGUCAUAUAGACCUCAGACAACAGAAUGCAGUAUUUCACAAUUUUGCAAAACAAAUUGCUAUCAUUCAAUAUUCAGGACGAUCGAAGCACGCGUGGGCUUUAGCUAAACCGUUAAAAAAAAUUUCCAAAAUCACCUAUCCGGCCAGCCGGUUCUGACUUUUGCAGUGCUAGCUGUGGAGAGUGUUUGAAUGAACAUUAACACAGUUACGCUCCAACAAAAUAAAGAAUUUAUUAUGUUUAUUUUUUAUUUUUACAACUGGUUUAACGCGCGGCAUUUUGAGUAGUACUCCGGGAAGCGUUGUUCAUUGAACGAGUGAAAACAAUCGGCACAGCGAUUAAAAAAGAAAAUAAUUCGGUGAGACAUAUACAGAGACAACAAUUCUCAUUCAGGAAGACAAGUAUUAAAGGUGUCUCUAAAAACCUGAGUCUUAAAGAUUAAAGCUUAAGUUUUUGUUUUAAGCCGACUUCCCAGUGUUUGCUUUUUUCAAAGGCGAACUCGAGGCAAGAAAGUCGCUCAAAGCUUCUUUUACAGCCAGAAUUAUAACUAAAUAUUCUUUGGAACGUGUUCUUUCUAUUUGCAGUGAGAAAAUGUCUGAAGGCUUUUAAAGUAAGCUUUAAAGUGCUACUACGAUCAAAUCUUUGACUACCAUUUUUUUCGCUAGAUUGGCAGUUUAGUACUUGAAGUACAUGGUGUGCAAGUUAUAGCUUCAUACGAUUAAGGAAAGUGGUAUUUUUGGGCGCUCAAAAACCAUUAAUUUUCGUCCGCCAUUAAAACGCUAUGUUCCUGUGGCCUGGUUACCAAGUACGCAACGCAAUUGCUUUGUGACGUCAUUUACUUAACGCAGUACACACAGCAUGACAAUUUUCUUACAAGAACCCUGCUCAACAAUGUUCCCUUUCCUCCCACCUCGAUGCGUUCUUGCGAUGCGACUCUUUCGAUCUUACUACAUUAGGCUCCGUAUGUGUGAAGCAACCGCUUCAAUCGAUAGAAUUGAGCUGCACGCGAGUCUGACCAACUGAAUGUGAGAUUCGAGGAAUAGGACAGUUUCGCUGUUUUCUCGGUUUGAUAACUUCGAAGAUAACUUCGAAGAGUGCUGCAAUAGCAUUUACGGGGCUUUCAACGCAAACCAGUGGCGGAAAAUUAAACUUGGAUCGUUUGCUAGCAUAUGGAAGAAAGAUCAAUUGACAGAUCUUGAAUCCGGAAAGAAAUCUUCGCAUAAAGAGGAAGCGCAUGGAGGUAAGCUUACAGUUCGCAAAACUUGCAGUGAAUGUCCCCAACGCUAAGUUUAUUUAUAUCGCCGGUGGUGAUUUUUGCUUAGACCUUUCUUCGACUGGAACGCGACGACAACGAAACUUUUAGGGAACUUUAAAAAAGAUUUGCCCUAAGGCAACAGAUCACAGAGAGCCCUCUAGUUUUGUAAACACUAUUAUCGCUCACACUUUGCUCUUGUAGUGUACUAUUUUUUUCUGUUACCACUAUUAAUAUUCCUUUGAGCUUUUAUAACAAGCUUUAAAGCUCUGUUUGUAAAUUUUUAUUAUAAAGUAUUAAAAUCUAUCAGGAUCAUGGUGCAAUCUGAAUGGUAUGAUAUUUUAAUAUACAGUAAAUUCCUUAGUAUUUCCAACAUUCUGGUCGCCAUAACCCUCACUAAACAAAUGAAAGGUAUGCUUUUUGUCAAUUUUAGACUUCCCAAAACUCAGAGCCUGUUUUAAACUGCACAGACACAUUGUCAGCUCAAACCACAAGCUAAAGCAAGAGAGCCCAGACAAGUUUAUUGCAAAAACUGUUUUUGCAAUUUUGUAAAAUACAGCAAGAAUUAUUACCAUCUACUGAUGUGGUCUUUAAAAUAAAAUUGUGAUCCCAUCUUGAAUGUUGUGUAUUGUUAUUCUUUUGAGUGAAUAAUGAAAAGUUUUGCAAUCUCGCAUUGAAUACUUAUAAUAAUUAUAAUUAUAGUAUAUCAUAAUUUGAGAUGUAAACUCCAACACAGGGGCACUCAUGCACUGAAUCACUGAAGUGAUGUGACUGACAGAUUGCAAGUUAAAAAUGAAUAAUCACCAAGGCUUGGUCACUGAAAUAUUGACUGCAACUGAGGGUUAUGUACAUGUAUCAGAUAGUUUCAUGGCCCCUGCUCAUCACUGCCUCUUUAUGUUUCACUACUCAAGGUUAUUCUCUACCAGCACCCAGUUGGCCCGUGGUGCUUAACUAUUGUUCCGGGGCAACUAGGAAAUUUUUUUCGUAGAAAUCAUGUGCUGGGCACCCAGGAUUUCACGGGUCUGGAGCCCUGGGCUCCUUUCAAUUUUUGUUAGAGUACAGCCUUGCUACUUCAAAAAACCUUGGUGUAUCUUUUAAUAUGGGAUAGACUAAUGUUAUUCCUAUAAAUGAAGAAGUUUCAAGGCCCCUUACCACAUACAAAGGCACUGUCCACCGUACUGUAACAAUUGAUCUGCACACUUGUUGAUCACAAGAUAAAUGUGAGGCCCCAGCUAAGAACCUGGAGGACAAGUUUAGGUCUUACGUACCGUGUGUAAUAUACAAAUCCAUUAUUUUUUAGUCAUACUAGUGAUUACAAUAAACAAGCCAAGGGCUGUAAUACUGUUUAAAGGCUGCAAUUUUAUUGUACUUUGUUACCUGAUUUAACAUAGUCUAUUUUGGGGGUAUUAUAUAGCCUGAGCCAAGCUAGGGCAGGGCAAAGGGGCUUCCCCACUUUUUGAAAAAUAAAUAAAUAAAAUUAAGUACAGUGGAACCUUGAUAUAACGAAGGGCCAAGGGACUGGCAAAAUAUGUUUAUUAUAACGAGUUUUGUUAACUUUUAUCGAGGUUCUUUUUCAUAUUGCCUUAUAUUUUACCAAUACUGGAGUAAAAAAAAUAGUUUGUUAGACCGAGGACUUAGUUAUAGAGGUUCCAUUGUAAUAUACAUUUUCAUAUGAAUAGUAUCUUUGUUGGAAUAAGAAUCUUCCAGCAUCUAAAUUUAUUAUUGGUCCGUUUUGAUACCAUCGGUCUGAUGCGUGGUAAGCCUCAAAAAGUCAAUCGUCCUAGAUUUCUGCAUUUUCAAACCAGCAAAGCUAUGUAGCAUUUGCAACAAUGCGGAAUAGUCUUUUUUGAUGAAGGUUCCUGAUUAGAUCUGAAGACUAAUCCACGAACUACGGUUUCUUAAAACGAAUUAUAUCAGCUGAUGAUGUGGUCUCUGGCACAUUUCAAUGACAUGCUAGACAAAAUGAAGGCAUUACCGGAACCUACAAUGUAAUAUCAUGAUCUGCAAACUUCUAGUGGUGGAUUCAGCAUGUGCAAUCACGCACAGCAGGAGAAAGGUACUUUUCAGCGGCUUGAAAUUUAUGAACAUGACUCUGCUCAACAAUGACUCAAUAAAGGUUCAGUAAUCUGACAGUUCUAAACAGCCACAAAGAGAGAACAGCCAAAUUUGCUCUCCCUCCCUCCCUCCCUACAGAUUCUCAUUUCGCGAACUACAGAUUUUCAUUUCGCAAACUACAGAUUCUCAUUUCGCAAACUACAGAUUCUCAUUUCGCAAACUACAGAUUCUCAUUUCGCAAACUACAGAUUUUCAUUUCGCAAACUACAAAUUUUCACUUCGUUUCGUUUCAUUUCGUUUCGCAAACUACAGUAAGCCAAUAACGACUAGAAACUGUCGUUAAACAACGUGAACAACAUUAGAUAGACAAAAUUACUUAACCGUUUAAGUUUGGAGCUAACUAGCUAAAACAAAUGCGAAUACUGCGCGUCAAUAUUCAGUACUACGUUCGCGUGUUACCAAUACCAUUUUAACUAUUAAAUGGCUUAGAUUUAGGAUUAACUCCGAUUUACCGGAUUUAUUUGAUUAAACGCCGCGACGUUUUUUGAAUUUUUAGCUUUUUCGAAUUUAUGGCGUACAUUUGCAGACAAAAAUAAUUGAAAAUAAAAUACAAUUUGAAGUUCAAAAAUUAGACUAUCCAUGUCGAAAUCUCGUCAUAUGAAUUUGAAAUCGCAAUGAACGCAGUCGAAAUAGCAUCAUUCGAACUUGAAGUUACUUUGAACAAGUUGAAACUAUACAGGGAAAACUCGACAUCGCGGAUGUUGAAGUUCAAAUCACCAUUCCAACUAAAAUGCAAAUUACAUGAUUGAACUUCAAUUCACCUUCGCCACUCUAAUAAGCUACUUAAUCGUCAACAAUGCAACUAUAAUCUUCCACAAAAUUCCAAAUGAAGCCUUUAAUUUGAACUUAAAGUCACAUCACAUAUUCGAAUUCGAAAAACCAAAAUUUCAAUUCGAAAGGAAGCGGAAGUAAAAAUACACAGGAACCGGAAAUGAUAAGAGUUUCGCUACACUGUACAUACGGGAUGUUUGCAUAACUGUUUGUAGAAAUUGGAAGGCCAAUAUCGCCCAUGCCACAUCAAUUUAUUAGAGUAAGCCGUUUUCACUAAACAUAGUUUGUUUAUAGAUAAGUUAGAUUGUUGAAUAAAAUAAUUGGGCAAAUGUAACGGAGCAGAACUACAAUUGCAUUAUUUGAACAGAUAAAGCUAGAAUUGUCCGCCAUAUUGACCAGAAAGUUCGAGUGAAGGGAAAUCUUUUCGCGCCAAAAUGCAGUUUGCGUUUGGGGGUACAGUGUUCUUCUCGGGCAAUCCGUGGGAGUAAGAGGGUGGUUAACUAACUCUAAUUUUGUGUUUUUCUUUGGCAGAAAGCGAAUCAUAUGCAUAAUAGUGAUUGUGGUGCUUAUUUUUGCCGGACUGGCUGGUUUUCUUGGUUGGUAUUUUACCAGAGAAGACGAAGAAAAGCCUGAAAAGCCCGACAAGCCCCCGUCUUUGGGGGGACCCUAUCAGAGACAGGCAGUUGCUACCGACACUAAAGAAUGUUCCCGUAUUGGCAAUGAUACCUUGGCACGUAACGGUUCGGCCGUAGACGCAGCCAUCGCCGCUAUGUUUUGUCUGGGAGUUAUAAACAUGCACUCUUCUGGAGUUGGUGGCGGUGGUGUGAUGCUGGUUUAUGUUCGAAAACUCAAGAAAGCUAAAGUCAUCGACUUUAGAGAAACUGCUCCGGCAGCUACAACGUCUGAUAUGUUUCCACCAACCGAAUCAGGGAAAAACAUGUCCAAAUAUGGUAAGUGGUAUUUUUUUUCCGGCAGCGACAACGUCUGAUAUGUUUCCACCGAACAAAACUGGGGAAGAAAUGUCUAAACGUGGUUGGUACUCGAUCUGUUUCUUUUUCGUUUGUAAUUACCAGGGUGUUUUGUGAUCCAUAAUAUUUAGCUAAAUUUAGAAGAAGAUAAGGGAGGAGGGUUCUUUGUUUUAUUUCCCUAAUUUGGGUUAUUCUGGUAGAGUUCCCCGGGGGCGGGGGUAUUGCUAGGAAUUCUUGGUAGGGGUGUGCCGCUCGGUUCUCCAAAUCCUGAGCAAAAAAUGUCAUUUUCCACACCCGUUUUUAGACCUGGCCUCUAAAAUCUGUUUCCAUUUUCAGACCAGACCCCGGUUGUUCAAAUGUUGGAUAGCGCUAUCCAUCGGAUAAAUCAUUAUCCAGUGGAUAAGUAUUUGGGAAACCAAUGGCGCUAUACACUAAAUAAUUUUUAUCCGGUGGAUAGCGCUACCCAACGUUGGAACAACCGCGGCCUGGCCUUUAAGAAAUUAUGUCAUCAUUACUUAGAUUACGAACAGCAACAAAAAACAAUAAAUACGUUCGUACUCUCCCGUACUUCCCUUAAAAACCAUACCCGGUUCAAGACCAAAAUGAGCAAAGUCUAUACCCGUUUUCAGACCAAAACGAAGCAAAAACCAAACCCUUUGGGGUGGCACAUACCUGUAUGGCUCAUAUGGGGAGUUGCCCCCGGGCAUGUCACCCAAAAGCGGAGUCUAUUUCCCUUUAUUACAAAAAUAAUUAAAUAAUUCGGGUUAUCGUGGAGAUGUCACCCAACCGCAGCGGCACCCAAAAGGGAUGCAUAGCAAAUUCACAUGCGCGAGACACGCUUUGCCCGCCGUUUGAAUGGAGUGCUUGCUCAUGGUUUCCUGCUGGAAUUAUAAUAAAAGACGUUUUUGGAAGACGCACGUCAACCGAACGGAGUGAUGCCUUUUCCCUUUUAAUUUGACUUGAUGCUACCAAAUGGGUAUUCGGCUAAGUAUCUUUGCUCUUGUUCAGACGAUUUUGCCAGAAAAUUUGGGAAAAAUCGUUGCCCAAGAAUGUAAAACGUCCACUUCCGGUUGACGUGUAUCGCUCAGUUAAAACGUCCUUGCUUAAACUCCCUAUUGCUUUCUUCUAGGCGGUCUUGCCAUCGCUGUUCCUGGAGAGGUUAGCGGCCUAUACCGAGCUUGGAAGGAAUACGGUCGGUUACCUUGGAAAGAUCUAGUCAAACCUGCCAUAAACUUAGCCAGAGAAGGAUUUAAAAUAAGCGACGCAGUGGCCGAAGCCUUGAAUAUGGUAGAGAUAAUAAAAACGGAUCCUGGAUUAAGGUGAGCAAUAGCUAUCAUUUCAUAACAUUUUUUCCCUUUUUUUCUUUUUGGCAUUUAACUGCGCCUGAGAUUUUAGAGGCGUGUCGAGUAUCCUUUUUCAAAAUAUGUUUGGUUCAUACGGAACCGUGGUAGGCUCCUAGCCCAGGGGGGUACUGGAGAAAGUACUAUACGGUGAGUUUCCGCCCCGAGGGCUAACCCCUCACCCUUUUAUAUACCAUUUUUGACAGGUACCCUUUCGUAUACCUUCAGUAUUGUGAAAUGGUACUGAUUCCUUUCACAUACCUACAAACUUUGCUUUCCUUUUAACUGCUGUAAAUGCACUGCCCUUUAAAUGUGAAUAAAUUACAAGACCAUAACGUUUUCUCGAUCACAGCUAUAAAAGUCAUCUGUUAGCCCUUUUGGGCCUUUUUACAGAUCGAAAUGACAGACUUCCCACCCCUUUCAUAUAUAUUUCAGCUAGUGACAUCUCUACCCCUUUAUACAUCUGAAGCCUGGAAAAGCACCCCUUUUAGGCGAGCCUCCCCAUAUUGUACAUAUUAUAUUGAGUACUCCCUUGGGGCUCCCAGUCGCACAGAACUUCUUUGAUUUGGCUCUGUAGGACGUAAAGGAACGCUAGGGGCAUAACAAGUCCCGAGCAGUGAGGGUCCCUAAGGUGACAUCCUUAAAUGUCUUGGAUGAGUUAUAAUCUGUACAUGUAGCCUAGGAAGAGAUCAUAAUAUAAUAGCUUCAUGAUACUCCUUCAUAGUGCUGUAACAGCUGCCUCUAAACAGAAUAUGAGGUAUUAAAAAAGUGCCUUAUUUAGUACUGCUGUGAUCUUCUCUCUAUUGCUAUUUAUUGUGACAUUUUAGGGAACUCCUCUUGGACAAAAGUGGAAAGCCUUAUAAAAAGGGUACUAUAAUCAAAAACGAAAAGUACGCGAUAACACUGGAAAAAAUUCGAGACGAUCCCUAUUCCUUUUAUAAUGGGUCUCUGGCCGAGAUGAUCUCUGAAGAUAUAAGAAGACGUAUCUCCCGAUACCAGGGAAUAAAGGGACAGGUCACUAAACAAGAUCUGAGGAACUACACAACAGAGAUCAGGGAGCCCCUAGAAAGUGAACUGGCGGGGAUGAAAAUGCACCUCACUCCUCCCCCUACAAGUGGCGCUGUACUAGGUCUCAUCUUAAACAUACUGAAAGGUAGGUAGAUGUUCUGUUCUCCUCCCCCUCAUCUUCAUCACAGCCUUCGAGUAAACUGUCAGAGAGCUUUCUCGCUGGCUAUCAUCAUCAUCAUCAUCAUGAGGGAAGUAAGGGGGCGCAGUGGUGAGAGCACUCGCCUCCCACCAAUGUGGCCUGGGUUCAAAUUCCGGCGUCGCGCCGUAUGUGGGUUGAGUUUUUGUUCGUUCUCUCAUUUGCUCCGAGAAUUUUUUCUCCUGGUACUACGGUUGUCCCUUCUCUUCUGAAACCAACAUUUUCAAAUUCCAAUUCGACCAGGAAUGAGGUAGACGAAGUACCACUCAGUCGAUGUGCUACGUACCUCUAAAUCAUUACUUUUUUCAUCUGUUCAUCGUCAAUUUUCAACAACAACAUCAUUCAUUUUCUUAAAUGAAAAUAUACAGGAAGCAAUGCGGAAGGGGGUUGGUUCGCGCUAACGAUAAGUUUCUUCAGUGUGUAGUUGUAGAGCAAAAAAACCUGCAAGGGAACAUUCAUUCAUCAGCAAGUUAAACGAGUUGCAGAUAGCGUGCAAAUACAGCCGCCUCGUGAAACGCCAGUUCCCCAUGGUCCCUACCCCAGCGCCGGGGGCGAUGAGAGGCAGCUGUAUGUAUUCGCAGCCUAAGUUGCAGAAACCAUGAAUUCAACUAUAACAGUGCUACCUGAAACAACUAAAGUAGAAGAGCUUUAUUUUAUAGGUUACAAUAUGACUUCAUCGGCCCGUGAUGGCACAAAUGCCUCCGUGUUGACAUAUCACAGGAUCAUUGAGGCUUUCAAGUUUGGUUAUGCUUGGCGAAGUCGACUUGGUGAUCCUGAUUUUAAUAUGGAUAAGAAUAUAAGCGAGGUAAGUGAAAGAUAUAGUUGAUAUUACAUGGCCGCGCGGAGAUACGAAAUUUCUCUUCGAGUGUUGAAAAAUAUUUCACGAGUGAGCGCAGCGAAGAGAAAUUUCGUAUCUCCAAGCGCCAUGUAAUGUUCUAGUUAUUGUAUAAACACCAAUGAAAUAACAAACCAUUUUACUUUAAUAGUUUUUAGGUCUGAAAGGUGCGGUUUAUUAUGAAGCCAUAGAAACGGUGACAUUUUCACAUGUGAAGAUAACAAUCAUGUUAUUUUCACAUGUGAAGAUAUUAAGUUUUCGCGCGAAAGCUCUCUUGGUUUUUCAUUGGUGUUUAUAUAAUAAAAUUAUUUCCACCCUUGCUCCCGGUAACACCUUAUGGCCUGUUUAUGUGAGGUGAGCCAGCCCAUUAAGCCGGGCUGAUCCGCUUUAUAUAAGCAGGCGGGCUGGCCCUCUUGCUGAUAAAUACGCUGUGAAAAACAUGUUUACCAUAUUCGCAAAACCCACGAGACAAUGGCUGCAUGGUAACUAUGUCCAUAUUGAACUAAGUUCCCGUUUAAUUCACACUUAUUCGUUGUACGUUUUCAGCGAAAACGCAUCGAUUUGAAAACACUCUUGAAAAGGGAUCAAAACGAAACAGCGUAUAUAUCAUAUUAGUGUGGACGGUCGAAAACGGUCGAAAAACGCAUCAAAAUGAAAACGAUAACCAAAAUAUCGCAGGUGGGUGUGUUUGUAGAUCCCUUUGUGGCAUGCGCAUGGAAUUCUAUCGUUUUCGAACGUUUUAUUCGAAAACGCAUCACAACGGUAGUGUGGACGCGAAUUGAUCGAUGGGUUUUUUAUGACAACGAAAACGCAUACUUUUGAAAAAGCAUUAGUGUCGAUAGGGCCUGAAACUGAUAAAGAACGAACAAAAGAAAAAAAAAAUGAUUUACUUUCCCUCCGCUCGUAGCCUCGUACUUUUACCAAAUAAACUCUAGAACUGUUUUCAAAAAUUGAUAAACUCCUUCGUUUUUUUUUUAAAUAAGAAGCGAAAAGAUUACUUCUUUCCCGCGAGAGGUCCGCUUGUCAAAUGCCCUUCGAACAAAGUCAAUUCAUAUCUCUGCUCGGCGGGCCAAAGAUAACUGGCUCUGUGAAGAGCGAUUUCGUGCGACUUUUGCUGCUUUAGUUUUAAAGAAAAGUUUCAGCAGCUCCUGUAGCAGCGAUUGUAGGCGCAAGUUUUUUUUGGUAAUUUUGUUGGAAUUUUUAUAAUCUUUAUAAUGCGGCAAUUUCCGUAGGCUCAGUGUAUAAUGAACGCACCGAUCGUCUUGGUUCUGUCUUAGUUAGCUAUCGCGCAAAGAGCUUCGCCGCCGGACUACACGCGCAAAAGUUCGCUUCUGGAAACGGAUUAAUCAGGCCUGUACAAUGCGCCUCUGCCGCAACAAUCGCAAUAGUUCUUGCAUCUUUUCAGCUGCUUCAGUUAUAUCUUCUUUAUUCUCUACCAUGAAUGCAGCUAAAAAGUUUUGGCAAUUCGUUUUUAUUUAUUUCGCGCAAAAAUGAGCGGGGGAGGAGGGCACGUUCACCCCAGCACCUCCACCUGUUAACGGAUAACAUUUUUGGAAAUUUAGGGAUAAGACAUAUCUGUUCUAAGAGUUACAGUGAUAAGGGAUAACAAGACCCGCUCUGAAAGGGCCUCUAUUAAGCUCUAACAAUUUUAUGUCUGAACUGUUUCCUCCAUUACGUUCUUUUCAGAUUGCACAAGAGAUGAUAGAACAACAGUUGGGCGACGACUUGCGUCAAAAAAUUAAAGACAACGGAACAUGCAACAACGUGUCUUGUUACACGAGCUCCUACUCUGAUGCUGAUUAUGGCACUACACACCUGGCUGUUUUGGCCGAAAACGGUGACGCAGUUUCUGUGACAUCCACUAUCAAUUACAGGUUAGUUUAGUGAAAGACCAGGGCUCCAAGUCAACGUUCAUCCUGAACACCGCACUUAUUCGAGUUAACAUACGUCGAGAAUAGUGAAUUAGUCCGAAACUUUUUGCAUAUCCUGUAGGUAAAAAAAGUGACAACAUCGCUGCCUUAAGGUGAAGGUCGGCGGUUUGCAAAUUUGAGAGGAAACUGCAGAUAUUGCAAUAAUUUCUUGAGAGCUCUAUGGCGGAAUACCUUCUUUGCGACAGGCUUGAUGAUUUAAAACCUCAUUAGAAAAUUCAAUUUCUCCAAUUAGUAUUUUGAAUCGACUUUUUUAAUUCAAAAGGUCAAAUUACCGAUGACCCCACAUAAAUCCUUCUAAAAUAUGCCUGGAUCGUAAACGUUACAAUCCAAGCCAGUUUUAGAAGUAUUUGUGUGGAGUGAUCAGAGCAAAACCGUGCUUAUAUCUUCCCACCUGUUGUCACUAACAGCCCCGAGUUUUGGCAAGGGGGCUUUUUUCGUCUUGUUCUUUCUGAACAUGUGAACCAAUCCCAUAAUUUCAGAAAUUUGAAUUUGCGCUUCUCCUCUCUAUGCAAUUUAGUUUUACGUCAUGUCAUGUUAUAUUUUACACUUAAUGUCAGAUCCCGAGGGAACCAGACAGUUUUGUUUUCCCGAGAGUCCUGAUGUUUCCCAAGACGAGGUCAAGGGGAACAUCAGGACUCGAGGAAGACUAAACUAACUGGUUUCCCGAGGGACCUGACGUUAAGUGUUUUGUUAUAUUUCUAAACUUUCAAUUCAACGUACUUCAACAGCAACAAAAGAAUACGCUUUAGCGGAGCGAAUCAAAACAGUCGACUUGCUACUUAUAAGAACCCAAAUUUAAUUCUCAAAACCACUGAAUGAAUGAUUUACAAAGUACUUUCCUUAUAUUAUCUGCAUCUUUUUCCUCCACUAGCUACUAUUUCUCUUCUGGGAAAUCGUUGCUUUUUAUAGCUUGAGACUUCAUGUUUGUGUUGUUGUGUUCAUUCACGAAAAGAAAACUGGUUUAGUUGAGUGGAAGCCUAGGAAUAUAACAAUUAGUUUUAUCAGCCAUGUCAUGUUAUGCAGGGCAGUGCAAUGUAAUCAAGUGUAAUACAUUGCACUGCAACGAGACGCAACGCAUUGAAAUGCAAUGCAAUGUAAUUUAAUGUCGCGGAUGAGAGGACAACAGGUGUCCUCUUUACAUUAUACAUGAACAGUAAGCUUGAACGUUAGCAUACGAUGGCGCCACUAGCUGCUCUUAUGGGUCCAUUUGCGAGCUAUCUGCAUGAGAUGUAUGAUAAGUGAAGUGAUAUAACAGGCGAACAGGUAGACCGCACAAUGCAUGAGGCAAUCUCGCACGGAUGAUCUGGGCUGCAUGCCUUAGUGGUCCAUUAAUAAUCGAUCGACACGUCACUUGCAUGAGCUGCGCAUGAAAUGUUAUGGCGAUAUAAUAAACUCGGUCUGAACAAUCACAGUGUGAUUCCCUUUGGCAUCUUUAAAGAGAUGUACGUUGAGACCCAAUGAAGUACGUUGUACUUAACCCAUGCGAUAUGAUAUAUUCCAUAUUAAUAUUAAUAUCAAUAUUAAUUAAUAUAGAAGAAGUUCGUAGUGCGGUUUCUGUCCUCGUGUACCUUAACACAAGGACCAAACAGUAGACUCAACACAUACAGUCAAGUCUCUCAAAGGGCGCUUUUCAUUUGUCAGAACUGACCUGCCAGACCAUUUCCUUCGUAAUGAGAAAUUCACUUUUAAUGAAAGCUAUCAAGCCAGAUCAGUCAAAUCUUAAAUAGCAUCCACGAAGCAGAAAAUCGUUUUUCAUCAAAAACUCUUGGAAAAAGCCUGUUUCAUUUUCAAAAUGACCGGUCCGUCCAUGGCCCGGCCGGCCAGUUUUAACAUUUGGAAUCGAAAGCGCCCUAAGAAGGACACCUGUGGGACCGGCUCUAUAAACUGAGGAUAUGUCCGUCUUAAAGAGGUGUUCAUCCAAAAGAGCGUCAACUAAAGAGAGUAAAGUAAAACAGGAACCAACUCUAGGCGUCCGUUUUUAGUGAGGUGUCUGCCUUGGUAAGUAUUUUUGUUGAACAAGAAGCUGUGAUUUUGCCGUUUACAAGCCAACGCUAAGUUCCAUAGCGCUUAAGGAAGCGUAAUUAGCACUAUUAACAAAAUGAACUAUACAGCCAUGACACAGUCCGAGGUGUCCGUCUUAUACUAGAGUCAACUGGCGUCGACGGGCUUCAGAAAUUAAGCGCCUUUAAUAGCUAGGCUUGUCAAUCGUUUAUUCUCAACACAGCAAUUUCUAUCACAGAGGAAAACGGCACUGCACUGCAUGAGGCGCACUUAGAGUUGGUCCUUGCCUUUUCUUACUCCUUUUAGUGGACUCUCUACAAGAUGGACAUCUCUCAAAAAGGGCAGAUUCCUUCGUAGAGCGGGUCCCAAAGGUGAGACUCUAAGAGAGAGUUGACUAUAUAAUGACAAUUUCUAUGUAGUAUGGUACACCAGGAGAGUACCGUUAUGAGAAAAGUGUUCACGAACAUGACGUGUAUCUUGACAGAUUUGGAUGCAGGUUUCGAUCCAACCUCACGGGGAUUAUAUACAAUAAUCAGAUGGCAGAUUUUGAUAUUCCCAACAACGACACAGCGAUUGAUGGUGUUUAUCCAUCUGAGGUUAAUUUUCCCCAGCCAGGCAAGCGGCCAUUCUCGUCCAUGUCUCCAGCCAUUUUGACGAACGAUACAGGUGACGUACAGCUUAUUAUUGGUGCGUCUGGCGGCAAAAGGAUUACCACGGCUGUCUCACUGGUAUGACAAAACCAAUCACUAGAAAUAUCUGAAGAGAAAUAAACAUGUCCCCCCAUAGGACACUUGGACACUGGAUUCCCGCUGGGGAUUCCGGAAUCCAAACGUUGGUGGGAUUCCGGACUCUUCAAGCAAAAAAAUCUUAAUUACCUCAAUUGGGGUGAAACGUGCGGGAGAUUUUGCAGUGCAAGCGUAUUUUCCUGGCGAGCGGACGCUCGGAACUUGUUUUCUCACAGUCUUUGAUUUUGAAAUCAGGGAAAAGUUAAUUGGGACGGGUUAAAAUAGUGCCGAGGUAAGGAGGCGGUAUUUUACGUUGAAGCCAUAUUUGUUACUCGAGAUCCAUAGCAGUUAGAGAACUCCAUAUAGUCCUCUAUAUCAGGGAUUAAAACUGUCUACGACGCAGGCUACGGGGCGGGUUGGGCAUUUGACUCUUCCCAACUACUCGCGCAUAGUUAGGAGGUGUUCGUAUUAAGCAGGUGUCCGUUAAGCGGGAUUCGACUGUAUCAGUGAUUUUAGUAGGCAUCUUUCAUUCUGAAAGCAAAGGAACCCUGAGGAAAACAUAAAGAGCGAUUUAUAGGGUGGGAAUAAGACGAAAGGACGAAGGAGGGAGGGGUUGGGGUUUAGGCAAGAAAAUACCUUAUUACAGUCGAAUAUCCGCAUAUUCGACUGUACGUAUCCGAAAUAACGAGGUUUGAGUGUAUAGGAAAUUAACACCAAGAAAGAGCAGUAUUUUAUCAGGGUGGAGGUCCACUAGUGUGAAACUGUGAAGUAUCCUAGAAGUGGCAGGGAUUUUUCACUUGAAUCCCUUCAUACUCUUAGGGAAAGUACCAAGACGAAAGUUUUCUUUUCAGAUUAUACGUUUAACUUCGGUUUCUGUUGGCUCACCAAUUAAAUCAUGUUUCUUUGUGAAUUUCCAUCAUUUCCUCUUUUGCAUAAAUUCUCUUUAUCUGAAAGUAGUUCUAUACUAAAUUCGCGUUAAUUUCCAAUACCUUAAUUUCAUGGAGCGUUAAUUUACUAUUAAUACUGAGGUAUGGCGUUUUCACGCCUACCUUCCCCUUUCCCCCUCCCCCUCCCCCCGAUAUCGUAGAUCUAUUAAAAAACACCUCAGCUCUCCAUGAAAAAACCAACCAACCAUCUCUCGUUCCAAUAAUUUUAGUUAAUUCUUGAGCUUUACAUCUGUAGCUUGACGGAUGAUUACUUCCAAAUCCUACUGCGUCACUAUUUAUGUUAAGAGGUAAAUUGCUCAGUUCCUCACGCACCGUUUGCUUAUCAUGCAUAGGUAUUGAUGAACAAGCUUUGGUUUGGAAGGGACCUAUCACAGGCAGUGGACGAUCCUCGAAUUCACGAAGAACUUGUACCAAAAAUGGAUGUAGAAGUUGAAAGCAAGACGGAUUAUUAUUUUCCUGACGAUAUACGAAAUGGCUUAAGAGCGCUUGGACACAAUGUAACGGCGGCCAAAGAAACUCUUUUCGCUGUGGUACAAGCUGUAUAUCGCGCAAAAUAUGAUGAAGGCAUUUACGCAAAGUCUGACAAAAGAAAAUUUGGAGCUCCGUCGGGAGCCUAA
Porites lobata is the source of this 57418-nucleotide messenger RNA. NCBI's taxonomy places the organism in Eukaryota, Metazoa, Cnidaria, Anthozoa, Scleractinia, Poritidae. The record is from the annotation of a GenBank genome assembly.